Xyrichtys novacula (pearly razorfish) is the source of this 46133-nucleotide messenger RNA. NCBI's taxonomy places the organism in Eukaryota, Metazoa, Chordata, Actinopteri, Labriformes, Labridae. The record is from the annotation of a GenBank genome assembly.
CUUCUUUAUCUCACCCUCACUUUCUCCCUCUCCCUCAUCUCUUUUUAUCCUCCUUCCGUCUCCCUCGUCCUUUUAUCCCCGACAAUAACAACAUUUGGCCACGAGUCACCAAGCCCAUUCGUUCCCAUACAUUCACAUGAAUGGCUUUUCCUCGCCCCCCCUCUCGUGUUGCGGGAAUGGUUUAACCCGUUAUCCACAGCAGCUACAGAGAGACAGGCAGCACAAAGGGAGCGCACACACUGGUCGUUUAGUGGGGAUAUAAUAGGACAGCAUGAUGUAAACAUGGAAUAAAAACCGCAAGGCUGUAUUUCCAUUUCCCGUUUUGCUGGUCCAUUAACGGCGUUCAAUAUUACAUGAGGUGCUGACUAACAACAGCGUCUCUGUCUGGACUCGAAAAGGCAACCAGUGAGUGAAAAAUAGACGCAAGAGUGGAGGAGUUGAGCUUUGUUUCAUAUCUCCGCUCCGGGGUUCUCCUGGAGUUGCUGACAGUUUUUGGACCGAGUCUGGUUCAGUUCGAGAAGAAUGGUGUGUUUUUCGAGCUGACUGAACAGACGAGUGGAUAUUUUUCUUGUUUUCUAACAUCAGUUUUCAGUAUUUUGGACUCCAGGGGGACAAAAGAAGACGAGCUCAUAAGAUGAAUCUUUGAAGGUAAGUGAGUUUUCUUUGUUCACCUCGUAUUAAUUAGCCUUUUUGAUGUUCGAAUGUGUGUUUUUAAGCGUCUGCUGCCACGAAUCUCUUUUUCUGGUUUUGUCCCAAGCCGUCCAGAAAUGAAUGGGGAGAAGGUUCUCAUGUUGCCAGUAGGCUUAUGCCCGUCACUGUAAUUGCCUUUGAGAACGAGACACAUGGAGGAGUAGCCCAGCUCUUCCAUUGUUUUCCCUCUAUUGUUUUCAAACCGUUGUUAUACGGACCAUUUGGAGGUCCAAACACUUCCAGACCCUUCAUCGGUCACAUAUCAGUGGACGCUGGAUGAAUCCUUCAUGAUGUGUGGGAGUGAAUAAUUUACAAGACUAAACUCUGAAUUUGAUCCCCGUGUACAUAAUUGGGUUGGACUGCGUGUAAACACUGGGAGGCAAAUUGAUUUUCAGUCACGUGCGCCCAUGUUCUGUCCACAUCUGUCUUUCUGUCAGACACUUUCAAACAACAAACAUCUGGACCACAUCCAAAACCCAAUCCAAAACACCGUGAAAUCAAAAUAAAAAAAAAAGCAAAAAUCAUUAAUAUUUCUUGGAAUUUUUCCUCAUCUGCUCUCCUCUUCGGGGCACAGUAACAGCACAUGAAACAUCACCAUAAUUAGUACUUUGCCUGAGCAAAGCACAAGUAAUUACAGGCAGCAAUAAGCCUGCAGAGCUAAGUGUGCAGGCAUUUUUCUUUUUAUUGCCUUUGUUAAACAUGCAAAUUUUGUCUCUCUACCACAUGCUGCCCCAGUUCUGCCGCUAACAUUAUUCAUAGAGAAGUGCAAUUAUCUGCUUCACUCCACAUGUUUUCAGUGCUAAUAAUGUGUUCACAUGUUUGGAAAUGUAGCUAGGGUGUGUAUAUGUGACCAUGGCUGUCUAUGUAAUCCUAAAAGUGAUGUAAACAUAGCCUACUGUAAAUAUCUCUUUUGAUGCUGCAGAAAGGAGGAGAGGAAACAACAUCACAAAAGAGGGAGAAGCCGAGUAGAUAAGACCACUGUGAUUAAACUACGAUGUGCCUCUCAUGAGCUCUGCAAAUUCCUCACAAUUUUAGCAUAUAUAAAACAUCUUCACCACCUGAAAGAAUGGAAAAUGAGCAGACACAGUGAAUAAUAAAAAAAGUGAAAUUACACCUCUGAGCUAGAGAUCUCUCCAGAAAUAAUGAUGGCUUCAAGUGUCUUGCAGUAUUUGAACGGAGGACACAGAGUAAAACGACUAAGUGUAUUUGAAACCACAGUUUAGCCAGAGUGCACCAGUGUCAAUCCACAGACUGUCUUACUUUAAAGCGCUGUAAUAAGUUUUAAUAGGACUGCCCCACAGUUUGUGAUUAAUCCCUGGGACAAACUUUGAAGCUGUGGUUUUGGUCGUGGGAAAUGACAAGCAUGAUAAACCUUUGUUAAACUUACACACACACAGACUUUACUGAAAGAAUUAAGUCAGAUCACACAGGGAAACCUCACCGGUGGUAUUGAGGGAAAGAAAAAAAAGUCAAAGAUUUAUUUCUCAGUUCCAGUGAUGUCUCAAAAACAAAACAGAAAUUUUCUUGUCAAACCCUAUUUUUCUUGGAUGCCAAAUGGCACCAACUCUACUCUUUCUGCAAUAUUUCCACAACGUUCAAACUUGGACAGCUCUUGACAUCACACCUCAGUCUUAUUGCCAUGUUAUAAUUUGUGAGGUCUAUGUUUAGAUAUGAUAACAAGGAGGAUGUGAACAGACCGUCUGUGGAUGGGAAUGUGACAACUUUCUGGGACUCAGUCCCACACCUCCAACAAAUCAAUUAAAAACUGUUUGAAUGAUAUCCCCAUAUGGGCUUUCUGAUGGUUAUGUAACCAUAACUGAGAGCCAAGCAGUCCUCAGACUUAGGACAACAGCCAGAGGAACAGGUUUGGAGCUGAUGAGAUGAGAAGUCUGGACAGAAAUCAGAAAUUUCAUCUUUCAAUGUCAUUCAGCUUCCUUCGUCACUGACUCAAGUGUGUAAAAAAUCUGGUGCUAUAAAAUCAUUGUCUUUAGUUUUGAUCUGAACUUCUUCAAAUGGCCGUUUCAUGAAAUUCAUGGAGAAAAAAAAAUAUCCCAUUAAAACAAACCAAAAUUUAAUUCUAUGUUACUUCAAACUGUAAAAAAUAAAGUCACCAUCCAAUGUUUAGAUUCACACUAAGAUAGAUCAAACCAAGAGAUUCUAAAAUAGACCUCAGUGUGGAGGUAAGCAAUAGAUGGAUGAGGAUUACAGACUUUCAUUCACACAUUUGUACUAUUCAAGGAUUGUUACUGUUGCUACGCACUCACUGUGCAGCACAUUGAUGAUGGGUUACAUAAGUCCAGUGAACAUCAGCCAAAAAGACUUUAGACUGAGCACAAAAUGUCUACAGGGGUUUCUCUUUUUGACAGAGCUCGUGUGCAACUGGCCUCAGUGUUUUUGUUCUGUGUAAAAGAGAAAGAUGAAUGAGAGGUGAAGGAAAGCGACCUGAACCAGAGAGUGGAAGGAGUGCAAAAACAAAGAAAUAACAGAAAUGAGGAAAAAUGGCCAAAGAAUAGUCAAGAAAGAGGGAAAGCGUGUGAGAAAGAGGGGAAGAAAAAAGAGACAGGGUGAAAGAAAAACAAGGAGGAAAGGGUAACGUCAAUCCUAAUCCCAUUUAUCCACACCAGCGCUGUCCUUUCACACCACACCACACACACACACACACAUACUGGUUUAUGCUGGUGAAAUACUGUAUAUCCCUGUUUGGUAUGCAGCUCACUCUUAUGCUGUCCAUAUGUCCAUAAAAUUAUGCGAUUUCUCUAAACACUAAAUGCACUGUAGCAAAGGCGCUGUUAUGACUCACACUCUCUGACCAUGUGUGUGUUUGGCCUCCAUAAUGUCUGAGCAGACACAUCUGCUGCAUCUGCAGACCGUCAUGCAGAGAUAACAACAAUAUCUGGGCAAAGAUGUGGCUGCAGCUGUGCAGCUCUCUUCAACAGCAAGUAUGAGUGCUGCGUGUUUGUUUUCUUGAUAUGACUUUUUUGGAUUAUUUGAUCAUCCUGAUAAGGACUGCGGCUAAUAUUUAAUUUAAAACCUAGUCAAUUGAACAUCCAUCAUUUGUGAUGUAAGCUAAUACUGUGUGUUUGUGUAUGAGUGUGCUAAAAUUGGCAAAUAUCAACAAAGAGUGAACAGAGCUAACAGAGCUUCAAUUGAAAGCAGUAAUACAGGACGGGUCUACAGAGAGAUACAGAGCUGUGAGCAACACGGUUAAUAGAAACAGUGAGGAGUAGACAGAGAGCUUUUUUAUACAGGCUCUGUGCACUUUUAUGGGAUUUCUGUAUCUGGGUAAGUGCCUGUAUUGUCCUGUUUUUACACCAUUAGCAAACCUGUCGGAAAAAAAAACAGCUUAUGUGCUCAUUUUUUACCCUCUUUUAGAUUUUGUAGGUAUUUGUGAAAUACUGCAAUUUGCUAUCUUGCAACUCCACCUUAACCUUAAUAUUUGAAAAGCAGAUAACAGGUUCAAACCUCAGUUGGUUAACAGCUUUGGUUGAGCGCUGGUUUUAAAUGAAGGAUUUCUAUAGCAAACAGCGAGCAUGUAAGAUGAAAUUGAGUUUGAAUAUCUCAUCUCAGGGUAAGAGUAAACAAGGAUAAAUGCGGUGUCAGGAAGUCUGUGGGUAAACAAUGUUACUUUGGCUUGCUGAUUGUGGCUAAUGUUAGAAGUGCUGACACCACCAAUCUUGGGUCCUUCUUUUCGGUUAAUGCCAACAUGCCUGUUCCAACCAGACACAGCCCACAUAUAAUCAUAAUAAUAAUGCAUCAGAUUUCAUAUAGCGCUUUAUCAGAGACCCUCAAAGCGCUUUACAUUGGAUACAUCAUUCAUUCACUCACACAGUCACACCCUCGGUGGUGGUAAACUACCUUUGUAGUCACUGCUGCCCUGGGGCAGACUGAAGGAAACGUGGCUGCCAGUUUGCGCCUACGGCCUCUCCGACCACCACCACCACACAACAGUCACAUUCAUACACCAGUGGAGGACACACACUGGGAGCAAGGUGGGUUAAGUGUCUUGCCCAAGGACACAACGGACAGACUAGGGACAGGACGAGGCUCGAACCGCCAACCUUUCAGUUAUCGGCCGACCGCUCUACCUCCUGAGCUACUGCCGCCACACAUAUAACUUGAAGACCCACUAUGAUGAAAGUCAUGUAUUUUUUUUUAUGUCAUUUUUCUGAUGCUACAGAACAUAUUAUGAGUAAACUCCUCUCUCUUCGCUGCAGGACAGAAAGAUUUAGAAGAUCUUUUGUACCAACAGCCAUCAGACUUUAUAACUCUUGUGUAAAUAGUAGAUAACUGUUAAGAGACAUAUUUUGUGCGACAACAGACAACUAAAUUUUCCUUUGGGAAUUAUUAAAAUUAUUCUUAUUCUUAACUAAGUGCGAAAUUGCAUUUCUAAAUAUUACUGCAUUAUAAGACAAGCCCUUGAAAAUAGCACAGAUAAUGUGAUUUUGGCUAAAAACUUUAUAAUCACAAUUUAAAAACCACUGAGUUGGACUUUAAUCUCUAUUUUCAAGAACGAAAUUUGGUUGAACUGUGUCACACUACAAGAUGCCAUCCUUCAUCUUGUUUAUACCCCUGAUAAUGGAGCCUUUUCCUUGUUAUGAUAGCAGCUACAGCCCAUAUAACCAGGCAGGAAUUGUGGUGCUGAUUGAACCUUGCCACCAGAGAGGAUGGCAAGGUUCAAUCAUUCGGUGGAAUAAAGCUGCAUAUUGGCAGUAAGGACCCAAAUACUUCCAUCACUUCAGGUUUUUAGGUUACUUUCAAGACUUGGUGCAAUGUUGGUCAGAAAAUUUGAGAGGAAAAAAGCUGAAUAAAAAUGAUUAUAUGGGAAAUUGAGACAUUAUACUUUCAAGGAAAUGGCAAUUUCUUUUUCCACUGUCAGAAUCUCUCUGAGUGUGUCUGAUAGAUCAACCUUCAUACAUGAACGGAAAUGAUUAAAAACAAAAAUGCCGGUAAAAGACAUUGCUUGGUGAGUUGUUCAUGUAUUUUGAAGGAGUUUUGAGGAGCACUCGUGAAGUUGUGAGGUCAUGGAGGAUAUUCUGACAGAGACGAAUGUGUCUAUGACAGGUUGAGGACGAAACUCACACUGCUGCUCUUGGUAGAUACAGAGUUUGAAGAGCGAUAAAGACAGAAAAAAAGAGCAAAGCGGUGAGAUAAAUGAUACUGGCGAGGGACGAUGAAAGACAGCAAAUGAGCUGUAAUCUGAUAAAAGCCUCUUUACUCCUAUGUCACCUCACCUUCAAGCCACAAGCAAUGACCAGAGAUUACAGAUGGAUCAAUGCUGAGGCCACCGACAUACAGCACACACUUACACAGACACACACACAAACAAACUCUGAACUCACUUCAGGAGCUCUGUUACUGCCAAUACAUGUAAAACCUGAUGGUUUGCUGCUCCGUCACUACACAACCACCUCCAUGCUUUGCUGUUACACUUUUAAGUAGAGUGCUAAAUCAUGUCUGGACAUAUUUCUCCCUUUGUGUGUGUUUGUAUGCAUGUCUGUUUGUGUGGGUGUGAAGGGUCUGUAGGUCACUCAGACAUCUCAAUAAACUCUGUGCUCAAAAGGAGAGAGGGUGAGUGUGAGGAGGAAGUUUAGAGCUCCCAUACUAAUCAGUCUUCUGCAUUUAAACCUAAUGACCCAGCCAACCAAACGACCCAGGGAGAGGCUGUUCUAUUGUGGGUGUCCUCGACUCAGAGUUACAUCUUACAGACACACAAAAGGCGCAUGAAAAUGGUGUUAUCAAGAAAAAGAGUGCAGAGAUUUAAAAGAUUUUUCUUCAAGCAGAUAAGAAAAGGGUGAUCUGAAGACAUUUAACAGUUAAGGGAAUUAAAAACUUGUUAAAUAAGAGAUGGUCUCGGACAAUUUUUUACUUCAGUACCCAGAUGCUGCUUCCAGAAAGUGCAAAUUUGCAGAUAGCCUUUAUAGCCUCAUGCAAUUCUUAUUGUUACUAUGCUGCCUGACUCUGCAGUUCUUAGUUUCAGACCAAAAAUCGAGCUAUGCACUCAAAACAUCAGGGUUACGUUAGCAGCAACUUGGCUGACUCCUCUUAAUGGAAGCAUAUAAAGCAUGGGCAUAUGUGAAGUGAAGCGUCACCAUAUUCAAAACGCUGACUACAAGAAGUAACUACAACAGCUAUUCUAGAAACCAGAAUGAGGAAAGGUUGAGGCUGCAGUUUCACGACAACAAUCCACCAGUCCAAACAGUCUAAUCAUGCAUGACUGUCUAACUCAAUACAAUCAAACCAAAAAGUGAUUUGGAAAUCUACCCACCCUGCAGCAUGCUGCUUAUGAGUUUCAUAUGUCUUUUUUUGGCUUAUGGUGCCACUCUAAAGUGGAUGUUUGAAGAACUGCAGGUUUCUACUCUGGCUUUACUUUUCAUUGAUGGCUGUUUGUGUGCCAAAAGGUCAGAGUAAAAAGGAUUUCUGACUUUAUUUGGAUUUACUCAAACAACAGUGAACCUCACAUUUAGUGGUAGCACAGUUCGGUUGUUGUUUGCUUUCAUUAUACAAAAAAAAAAAAAAAAAAAACUCCUGAAAUCUGUCACCUCUAAAAAUAAGAGUAAUAUUUUACCAUUCAUGUUUUGUUUUUUUCACUUGUAAAAUAUUCAAGUUUGCAAAUGUUUCUCAGCCAGGCACUGCACAGUGUAAGAUGUGAUCAAAACAUGAUUAAAACUUGAGGAGAGGAAAUUGGCAGGAUGGAAAUUGGACGGAAAAAGAAAGAAGAAAAGCAAUCAAGAGAAGUGGGGACAAAUCUCACCUCAGACUUCUCAAGUGUGUGGAACGAAAUUAUUGGAAGCACGUAAUGAACACUUUGAAACUUUGCCCAGUCAAAAUGUGUUAUUAUCUACUAUUACCUGGCUUUCUUUGACCAAUCAGUAUCAAAUAUCAAAUACUUGAUACUGAUUGGUCAAAACCCCUUAACUAUGGCUAUGAAUGCUUAAUAGCAAAGGCCACACUUAGGACGACCUGAUCAUGUAUGUCACACAUCAUAACAAUCAGCAGCAAGUAGUUCAGACACAUCAAGCUGACUGUUAAUGGUUUUACCUCUUCAUACCGACAGUAUGACACAAACAUUACUUUCCGAUAGCAGCAGUAAACAACAUGGUGGACAUUUUUUAAUGAUGCACUGCGCUUAUUUGCAGAGUACAAACCUUCAGCAUGGUGUUUGACCAUCGAACUUUAGAGAAAAUAAGACAAGACGGAAAAUUAAGUGGGAAUACCUUAGUGGAGUCAGAGAGAUGUCAACAUAGACUGUAUAUAGAAUGGACGCCAUCUGCCUCCUUGCUGGGUGAAGCCACCACGAGAACAGCACCCUCUGGUGAUGGGCUGCAGUAUAGGUCAUAAUUCCCGCCUCCUCCAGCAAUCCCUAUGGUGUUGUGGACAGACUUAAGAAAUUAAUUACACAGAAUAUAAAAUUUUCUCCCCCCCUGGUACCGAUGUUGACAUAUAGUUACUGUAAGACUGGUUUGUGCUCAAGUCCUCUUUUUUCUGUGCAGCUCCAUUUUUAAAAGUUAUCAGGGGGCUCAUGUUUUCUAUGAUUGACACUUGAUACAGCCUAUUGACGAAGAUUGGGUAGCUCACUCAGGGGGAUAUGCUGGUAAAACUGAGCAUCUGAGUGAUUCUGUUUCAAAUUUGUGAAACUAUGUAAGGUGGAACCAAUUUUUCCAUAGUAUAUACAUUUAAUGGACAUCAACCAAAUUGAAGAAAGCAGACAAAGCAGCCACAAACUGCAACACAAAUGAGUACAGGCUUUGGCAGUAUUAGAGGGCUGGGUAAGUUAUGUAGAAAUGCUGUAAGAAAAAUGACAGGGGAUCUUAAAAAAGGUUCUGCUGUUAUCUUCAGCUCCUGUUAAAAAUGUAAGCUGAAAACUUUUAUGUUUUUACUUUACCAUGAAUGAGAAUACCAUUGCCACGAAGCACCACAAACUAGUGCUGGGCGAUAGGACGAUAGAUAUCGUGGGCACGAUAGAAAAUGUCUAUCGUGCCAUUUUUAUUUUUAUCGUUUCGGGCGAUAGGCUGUAUUUUAUCCAUAGGGCUUGUGCCAUCAGAUGAUUCAUAGUAGCAACAACAAUAAUUACACAUUCAGUAAGUGUAUUUGGUGUCGAACGGGAAAGAAAACAAUAUUUUCUUACGAAGAAAAGGAUGCGUUGACAUGUAGGCUUGCAUUUCUCUUUCGAUUUUGCGACAUGACGCCGCUUUACGUGCCCUCUUUGUGUCCAGCGUCUCCCGCCGUUGCGGGUUACCUGAGUUACACACGUGAGGGGAUCAUUGUAAGCAGUGCUUAAUUUGUGCCGGAGCAAGUCGGAGCGCGAUCCGGGACCUCUUUUGAUCGGAUCCGGGACCUAUUUCAGCCGUUCCGGCACCUGUUUCAUCUGCUCCGGGACCUUCCCUGUAGAGGAUGACAUUUUUCGGGAAUUCCCGUGGGUCACGUGAUUCCCGCGGGAAUCCCACGGGAUGGGAGUCGUUUUUUAAUUAAUCCCUUGAUCGGGACGGGACGGGAAAAAAGCAACGGGAGUGGGCAGGAGCGGGAACAACAUUAAAAGAUGAUCAUUUUCGGCCGUGUUUAACAACCAGAUGAACAGGUGCGUCCAUUUUUGUAGUCAUCUCUCAGUGAGAGCCAACACUCUUGACCGCGCUAGCAACACAAAAGAACUACAACAGUGGUUUGACUUCCUGUCAGCUGGGAGCGCGCCUGCGCAUUUCUACCCUUCAAGCCAGCAGCGAGGAAACGUAAUUUUGUGACAUUCUGUAGUUUUUCAAUCAUUUCUGGAGUCGUGGCGAAUCAAAUCACCUUACCUGUCUGCCCCUGAUAGGCGAAUAAAGCGUUCGGAUUCAUGCUCGGGUCUUCCUACGUGCUUCAAGAGUAAAGUAAACAAUGAUGGAGGCAGAGAGCAGCUUUGGAGGAGAAACAUCUAGCAGUGUGAACAACCUCUUCAAAAGAGCCCUAAAGACCUACCUUUUUAAUAAAGCCUUUGGUUAGUUUUCCUCUAUGCUUUAUGAUUUUACUACCUGGCCUCUUACAUUGCAACUCUAUAUUUUUUAUUUUUUUUAAAUUCUUUUUUUAUGCCAAUCUGUGACUGUCAUUCUAUUGCUUUUUUUAUUGUUGCUGCUCUUUUUUUACUGUGUACUGUAGCACUUAACAUUUACAAAAAAUCUCAAAGUGCAUUACAAAUUAAAUUUAUUAUUAUUAUUAUUAUUAUUAUUAUUAUUAUUAUUAUUACUAUUAUUAUUAUAGAGUGCUUUGGCUCACACUAUCGGCGUUUUCUGUGAGUGUUGCAUAACUUUGGGUGAGCACAGACAUGAACGCACUUCAGCCACGUAUUUAUUUAUUCAUUUUUCUAGUUUUAAGUGCUCGUCUUGUACUGGUACUGUACUAGUGCAGCUGUAUACACUUAAAUUUUUCAUAGAACUGAAAGCAUACCAUAGCUAUAUCGUGAUAUAUAUCGUUAUCGUGAUAUAAAAUGAUCCAUAUCGUGAUAUACAUUUUUUUCCAUAUCGCCCAGCACUACCACAAACCAUCCAAAAUCAAUAAAAUCAUGUUUGGAUCAAUGCUCACAAUCAACUUGUUUGUAUGUUUGUUAGUCUGGUAGUCAGUGUGGUAAUGUAGAGUUAGUACUGCCCAAAAGAAUCCCUUUAAGAUGGGUUUCUAAGGGAGACAAGACCAGACCUAUAGUUGUGGAUAUUCUAUUUGGCACAACCACCGGCUAACUAUUCAAAUUUCAUGUAAUGCUAAAGUACUAAGUUAUACUGUUCCUUAUGUGUGUCUACUGUUGUAAAGCAGCGUUUGUUCAGUAAGUACAGUAGUUUUAACUCAUCAGUCUAUUAAUCCAAGAUGCAACAGCCGCCUCAUUUCCCAUACAGUAAAACAAGCCCUUUGUGCUUUUCUUGUUACCAUGCCAACUGACCAGGGAUCUGGUCCAGUGAUUAUGUAGUGCACAUAAGCCUUUCAGUGAACGAAUGAAUAACUCUUUAGUUCAUUAAGUUUCACAAGAUAAAAUAGUGUUCAUGCUUCAAACUUCCUGCGCACUCAAACAGCAACUUGAUGAAGAAAAUCAAAGGAUUGCAGCUUUUUUAACAUUGAUCAGAAAGAUUGAGAAAUAGAAGGACAAGCUCCUGAACUUUGUCAGGUUUACUAAGACGUCACAUGUAGCAGUGUUAGCAUCUAAAACAGCAUAUUUCACCUAACAUUGGAGGGAUAAGCAAACCAUUGUCUUUUUCAAUGUAAUGGUGACAACUUCAGUGCAGUUGCUAUAAUUACACUGUAAAUUCAUCCCCCGGUUUCUUCAUUCUUUGGUCGAUUUCAUGAGAACAGAUGCUUUAUGGGACUCUUUUGAAGUCUUUGUUUGUAUACAGCUAACUCGAAUCCUAAGUAGAUUCUAUUCUUAAUUCUCUGAAACAGCCUCCUCUCACACAUACAUACACACACACACACACACACACACACACACACACACUCACACUCACUCACUCACUCACUCAGUAGUAGUCUUCCCAGUGACAGAUGGGCUAGAUGGAAACACAGUCAUCCUGUUAGUAACCAUGACAUCAGCAACACUGUUACUCAGUGUCACAUGCACAUGAAUGCUUUCAAAAACAGGACAAAGGACUAACAUUGUGGAGUUACUGUCAUUUUUCUGAAUCCAGAGCCACACAUCAUUAGUACAUGAGGCUGGAUAAAAUGGCACAGAAAAGAAGCCCAUGAUUGGCCAAACAGAGAUGUGAAUAAAGCCAAAAAACAACAAGGAAGUCUGAUACAAAUCUUUUCAUUCAUGAGUCACACAAUACAAGGACAGUUCGAGGAAAUCAUUCCAGUCCUUUAAUUAUUCAUCAGACACAGACACACUGGCCAUUUGCACAUAUUAGAUAAAACGGUUGCUCAAUAAUCUUCAAUUCUUGGGGAGGUGGGCUGCAUCAGACUACUCGUGGCUCCUUUAGGAUAUACGGUGGUGGUUAUUUUCAGCAACAGCUAGAAAAACAUAUUCAAAGUAACUGGCAUGUUGAUUUGAACAGGUCUAAGUGAGCAUGAGACAAGAAGUCCAUGGAUGAGGCUAGCUGGAGUCAAAUAAUGAUGUUUGGUGUAAGCUCAUGCAAAACACAGAAAUUGUACGCCCCUGCUGUGAACAGAUGGCUUCUGAUUGAAUAAUUGUUUCUGAUUUCUCACAACAAAACAAUCCAUUAACUCUCAUUUUUUCCUCUAACUGAUCCUGGCUAACCCAGUGCUGCCCACACUCUGCUGCUCUGCUGCUGGUAAAGCCCACCCCGGCCUCCUCCUUCCUAGUCUGAAUGCCCUGUUUUUACCCUUAUGAGGGGUUUUGAGGAGUACUUCCUGGAAAGCUCUAGCAUGCUGCUUGGCUAAACAUGGAGCACUUUAUAAAAAUAGGGCCUUUGGCGCUGUAACUGUAUGGUGACAAAACGGCAAUUAAUUAAAUAUCUUAAAGGAGAGUGUUCCUGACUGAAAUAUUUGCAAAUAUGAAAUUACAAAAGCCAGUAUUGAGGAUUCACCCUCUAGAGACCAUGCAAAAAAAAAAAAAAAACAUUGAAGUUGAUGUCCAAACAGAGACAUUUCUUAAGGAGGAAAUGUGAUUACAGUCUCUGGUUGGCUUGACAGAAGAAGAAGGCUUGAUAUCUCAGUAACAGCUUUAGUGGACUUAAAGAGGUUUAACUCUCAAACAUUUCACCUCAGACUAACCACGCUAAUUCUCUAUCCCGUUUUAGCCUACUGACCUCUUUAACCCAUUGAACUCUUCAUUCUGAAGGUUGUUCUGUAUUCUGUGGGAUCCACAAACAACUUUAGGCCUGAUCUACUAAAGGUUUCCGUGUGCACAAAUACGUGCAACCUUGAUAGCGCACGCAAUGUUGAUCUACUAACCGAGUGCACCGAGGAUUUCAUCUGUCAAAUGAGCAAAACAGCGCACGCAAUCGAUUUAGUGUGUUUGCCUUCAUGAAUAUCCAGAUUGUAUGUAGAUCAUCAGACCGCGCAAAAUACUGGGAGGAGUAGAUGCAAAUAAAAUCAUUAAACACCCGCAAUGUGAUUUAUCGAACCCGGAAACCGAUUGCGGUCACUGUUUUGCAUCUAUAUUAAGCACAUUUGAAAGGCACGUGCAAACUGGUACAGUAUUAUGCACGGUCAUUGUGGGGAGAAGGAGGCAGAAGUGCAAUGAUAGACGACGGAGAGAGAGAGUCUGGACUGUCAGAAAUUAAAAAUAGUAGAGUAAUAGUCAUAGUAAUCCUGGGUGACCUAUAGGCUGAUUUGGAGCCAGUCACAAAAAUGAUCUGUGCCCUAUCUCCUAAUGAAAAACUCUUUGUAUGAAUAAUAAGGUCAAACACAGACCACAUAAAAAAAUAUAUCUGUUUGUCUUAUUGAUUUGAAAUUGUUUAGUUUGUUGUUUGCACAUAAAAUUUAGCAUUCGCUAUUUGGGAUCUUAAUAGAUCAGGCCCAAUAUAUAGAAAGAUUCAUACUUUAUUUACAUCCAAGAUCUAAUAUCCUCUGUGGCCUGAUGGGCUUAGUACACUUGAAUACAUUUAAAAAUCAAUAUCACCACUUCAAACCAGAGCUGUGAGAGACAGUAGUCUACCUAAUACCUGACAGAGAAAGCUAAAGACAACAAGAACCAAUUUGCAUUUCUGGCUUUGGUUUUCAACGGUUUCUUCCUCAAGCUCCAUCAACAUGUGCAAAUCAAUUAUCUGGAUCGUGAUUUUCUGAAUGGACUGUGUUCAUGGUAUCAGAAAACUACAUUUUCAAACACAGUAGCAUUUUCAGAAAGAAACCGUUUCUAUUACUCAGGACGAUCCACAUAACACCCUGUCACGAGACAAGUGGAGACUUUAUCUUAAGUGGAAAGUACUUCCAGUGAAACCAUUCGGAGCGAGGUCUGUUUAUUAUCCAGAGCAGUGACAACAGCAUUGCUGUGAAAGCACACAGCUGCUGAGAAUUCAAUUUACAGUCACUGUGUCUGAGCUGAGGCAAAAAUCUCUGGGACAAAUAUCCCAGUCCUGAACAAAUGAACCCAAACCCUGCUACAUGAUGGAUUUUACCAGAACUCCUCUGUUUUGGGAGGUGCUUUGUAUGAAUCAAAGUCAGAUUUUCCACUCUCACAAAAACAAGCAAGAGGAGCCCACAAAAUGCUGCAGUAUUGAUUUUGUGAUGCUGAAAGGAAUGAUGUGAGGAAGACUUUCAAAGAGUCUUGUUUUGCUCAGUACUGUAUACACUUUUACUAAAAAAAAAGGUGCUCUUCCUCUGAGUGAACUGCAGCUUUGCCUCUGGAAGUCUAACGUACAACCACUUUAGUUUCCUUUUCACAGAAACUAGAAUUUACUGGAGGUUUCUUUUUACUGAGGAUACCAGCGUGACUUGCACACAUUAAAGCUGACCUCAGACUGUGAGGACCAAAAAUACAACUUUCUUUUGAUUGUUUUUCAGGUCAGGCAUAUUUACUCUUACUCUAGUUUUUCCUGCAAACCCUCUCAAAAAGAAGCAGAAGUUCACACUUGUACUAUCAUGUAAAACUUCUCUGAUUCUGUUGAACAGCAUGUCGUUGUUUUCAGUUUUCCCAUAUUUCCUGUAGUCCGCCUUCUUUUUGCAUGUUUCUUUGCUCUUUUCCAAACCCGUCCGAUCCUCACCCUGGAGAGCAGAGUGUCCUCGUUCUGGUGAUGCUCUGUCGCCAUCACUCAGCGUGGGGCCUCUGAAAUAUUUAUGCUGACACACAUACACACACACCUAGAGAAACACUGGCACAAACCUGUCAUAUUUCCGUGCCUCAGUUUUCCCAUAUCAAUAGAAGAUUAGAAAAUAUAAUUUAUCUCACAGCAGGUUUGGAGAGGGAAAGCGUCGCACGUUUGCAAAUAUGUACACAGAGACAGAGGAGACCCUCCACACUCCUCUGAAUUAUACAGAGACAGCUCGAUGUUUACUUCAUAUUUUCAGCUUGAAUCUGAAAUUAAUAUGUUAAUGUAGUUAUCAGUGCUGAAUGUUGCAUUAAUACACACUGACGUUCGUUCAGGGAGAGCAGCGUGUUUCAUGCCAGCUAUUUCAGUCUAAAGGGCACCGUCCUCUUCAAUAGAGAAAGAUCAAAGAUGUUAUCAUCAUAGAUCUGUAGAAGGCAGCACACUCAUAGAGGUGGAGGUGAAGUCAGACUGCACUGUAGCAAACACAGCUCCAAGACCUGCGAUACAAGCUGGCAUACAGCAGAACAAAUCAUAAAAGCCUUAUUACUGUGCCAGCAGAGCUGCGAUUUGAUCUGUGACCCCAGACUGUCGACUCAUCUGGAAGAGAGAAGAACAGAAGCAAAAACUCCAACAGAGAGCACAUCAACACGCCGAAAGGUUAUUACGCUGCCUGUGGGUUUGAUAUGUAACCCUACAUUAUUUGCCUGUUGAGCUGACAGAAGCAUGUAAGCAAGGAUAGGGCUGUGAUUUGUGUCAGAGGUGCUGUGCUGUGAUUUGGUGCGCCCCGUUUGUCAGCAGGGAGGAGAAGCGAGCUUGUGAAACAGCAUUUGGAUGUUGGUUCAUGUAACAUAUGAAAGCCUUUAAAGUCGAGCUGAAAAUGAAAUCUUUCUGGGUGUGGAGUGCAGUAAAAAAAAAAAAAAACAGCGUAACCUGUGUUUGAACAUUUUGAUCUCCUGUAGCACAAGUGAACCAGAAAAACAAUGUGAAGGCACAGAGGUAACCACAAACCCCUGCUUUAACUCAGUCCUAUGAGCGUGCAGAACUAUGCACUGUAGUAAUUAGAUAGUGAUUUAUUGUUUUCUCUCUAUGGGAGCUUAGUGUCACAGAGUAAUGUUUAGCGCCUAACAGAAGCCUUUAGGUGUAUUUAUCUCAGAGAAACCAACAGUAACAGAGCUGUUCUCCUGCGCUGGUGUUAAUUUGCAGUGCGAUGUCUUCCCCCGCAUGUUUUGGAGGCAGAGCACACUUUUAUAAUCCCAGGAUGAUUCUGGCUGCUUUUGAAUCGCACGAGCAGAAGUGAGCGCACAGCACAUCUGCGACAAAAUCUCACCUUCGGAGGAGGCUGCAGAUAAUCUUCUACCCUACAUUCACUAUGACUGUAAAAUCUCACUCAUGAUGACUUCAGGUUUUAUUUUAUGGAUAAUUCCGGACAAGUUAAACGGUUUCUGUUGAAAUUGUUUACAGAUCUUAGAUUAGCCACAAGCCCCUUUAUUGUCUGUGUCAUCAUUCUAUCACGGUUGUGAAAACUGCACCAAAGAUUGGGCUGUUUUUGGCCAAAAUAAGAUCAGCACACUCACUUCAGAGGAUUCUCUGAUUUGUUGGGGAAUUACAAAGGAGCAAUGGCUUAAUGGGGUCAGAGGUCAGGACCAUCUUCUGCCACUGGCCUCAAACAAACCAUCAGGGAUUGGUUCUUAACACGCAGAUUCCCAUAGAGACAAGCGCCCCUCCCCAUCUGCAGGGUCCUUGUGCCGCUGCUUGUUGUUAUAGCAACAGACAGGACGUGACAUUGUUGCAUAAUACCCCUGUAUUUUUCAUCUUUGUUGUUCUGAUGUUAUUUGUGGGCUAUUUUCUAACAAUGUCAUCUCUCUGUGGAAGUGACUGCAUAACAGAGGUAGUGAUAGUUUGCUGCAGGGUGUGAGUCAGACAAACAAAAGCCACUGUCAGUUUGAGUUCCUGAGGUGAUAUCUGAAAUCAAAAUGUUGGUUUUUGAGACUUUUGUUUUCCAUCUACCGUGUUGUAGUUUGUCCCACUUUGAGCACCUAUCACACUCAUGGCUUUUACUGGCUCUUGGGGUUUGAUAGAUUUACAAAUUUGGUAAAUGUGGCUUGCUUCAUAACAAACACCAACAAUUCAUGUGACGUUGUCAUGCAAAUCAAAUUUCAUAAAACUGCAGUAAUGCCUCGUAUUUCCCUUGAGUUUGAAAUCCUCCAAUCCUUUUAAAGUUUUUCUGUAACUGAGUUUUGGCAAAUCGUCACAAAGCCAACAUUUAACGCUAAAUAUUUGAAAGAUGCAGAGAAGUCCCUCAUGAAUGGACGUUUUGAUUGACAAAAAACAAAGGCAAAAAUGAAAAUAAAGGCAGCUUCAAAGACUGAAUCCUUUUAGUGCAUUUUCACUUCGGCAUUAUUCUUGUUGGCAGUGCGCUGGAGUCCCUUGUCAUAAAUUCUCAGUUGGAUCUUUCUCUCCUGCGUCAGGAGCCUGUGGUGUAACUAAGCUACAGCCUUCAAGACAUGUUGUACCUCCUCUCUCUGAAACAUGAAGUGGCGAAUUGGAAAUUUUCCAGCUGCUUUUCAGAGAUUUCAUUUGACGUGUACAGACCACAAACCAAAGCAGAUCUCCCAUUUGAUAUUUUAUAUGAAAGUUGUGUUAACUGAAUCUGAAUCCCUCUUCAAGUACUCUGAUUGUCAAUCGAUUAUUUAUUUGAUGACUGAUCCAGGAGCAGAUAAAGCAUUUCUCAGCAUUUUCUUUCCCUGAAAAGAAACAAACAAACAAAAAACAAACAAAAAAAACAAAUCCAAGGUUACUCUUAGCCUCCAAGUGUCUGAUAUAUUAAGUAUUUUACUUCAUCCACAGCUUCAAAUGAGAGAACCUGGCCUUCAGGGCAGCAGGAUGCUGUGAUGUGUAGGUGGAUCGUUCAGUGAAGCAGACAGGCCGAGUUCCUCCUGUCAAUAAGUACUUAGCUGAAGUUUCCGGCUUCUCUGCACUUUAGUCUGAGGAAAACUUCUGAAAUCAAUAAAGCAUCACAUAGUUUCCUCAAAGUGUCAACAUUGUUGUCGACUUGGCUGCUGAGACCGUGUUAUGUAGCAAGCGUGAUGACCACAGAGGAAUAUCUGAUUAUUCAAACACCUACAGAACAAUUAAUCAUCUUCAAUUUUCUCUGAAUCAUGUGCGUCUUGUUUCACCCACAGGGAGCAUCAUUUACAGCAUAUCAUUGAAAAGCUUAAUCUGACUUUAUUGUUCAUCUGGAUCUAUAGGAAGGCUUUUAAUUCACAGUUAGUGAUGAAAGGGGGCUCAGAGGCACAGACUCAGGCUGCUGUUGAAGGCAUAUAUCCAAUAAAAGCUUCUGUGGCUCGGACCUCCAAGUAAUUAACCACAGCGACUGACAUUUAGAUGUCUUAAUGAUACCUGGGACUUUAAAGCGAUUAAUUAUUGAGACACUGGCUAUUACUUACUGGCAGUUGUCCAUAUGACAGCAUACUGGUUUUUAAUCCCGCCACAAGGCUUUUUCAUCAUACUGUGGACUGCUGCGUUUCACUUCACUCAUCCUUGUCCACAGGCCUCCAAGUCAAAUUGAAAUCUGUGAGCUAUCGAACUGAUCAAUAUUCACAUUCGGCUGGUCUUUAUCCUGACUAUUUAAUAUGUCAGAUUUAGACUGACACACUUUAUACUUUAAAUGUGACUGCACAGUAAAGCAGAGGAGUUAUAUUGAUAAAACACGCCAAGGCUGCCCAUGUGCGCAGGUGUGAGCAUGAGUGUGUGUCAUUAUCUCUCUGUGUGCAAUCAGGCAAGAGUGUAUGUGUGUGUAUUCAAGGAUAAAUGCUGGAGUGUGAGACUGAGAGGUUCAGGGAGUCUGCAGGGCUAUAAUAUAGGUAUCUGAUGGCAUUAAAGUUGCAGCAACCUGAAGGACGAAAAACAAAAGGAAAUGGAUUCAGAGUAACAGAACUUAAACUUUAUAAGACAGGGUAAAACUCAAAGAGACUAUAAAAAAAAAUUGUUUAGUGCCUUCCUUAACUUGAGCAGGAGAAAUGAAUACUGCUCCACCUCAGUCCUCAGAGGAGUUUUUAACUGAUCAUGAAAUAUACUGAAAUUAUAACUUCUUCCUCUUUAUGACUCACAACAAAAAGGCAAGGACAGCUUUGAGUAAAAACUUUAUGGUGUGUCGGUUAGCGUGAAAGUGCACUUUUGCUUGGAUGACUUAAUGAGAGAUGUCAUGUUUGAGACUGAGAGCAACCCUGACAACAACAUAAAAGUUGUAGUUUGGCGCUCGAUUCGUGAAAUAAUCAUGAUGUGGAGUCAAACACUUCAGUUUAUUCUGCUUAAGAUGCCACUCCAUUCAACGGUAUCCACACGAGUGAGGCUGUAUGUAAGUGGCCUUUAAUUUGUGCUGUUACUGAGCUGUGUGUGGGUGGGCUGUUAAGAGCAUAUCUCUUUAAUCCUUGAUUCAUACAUACGGUCAUAAGCUUUAUAAUCUUCACUCUAAAGUUGUUUAUUUUUACCAAAUCUUAGUGGUGACUGACGCAGUGACUUAGUGUGCCUUCAGCCACCUUCACACAAAUGAUACAGCAUUAACACAACUGACUUUGAUCUCUUUUAUUAGCCUGUGCCGCAGAUGCUCCCAAAAGAGGACAAAGUUUAAGCCCCGGGCGCAUUUGAUCCGUUAGAAGUCCUCAACUGAAAAGCUAGAGAGUGGAGCUGACACCACUUUCCUAACUGCUCUCUUUGUGUCUCAUUGUGACACAGAGAGAUCAAUUAAGAGUAGAGCUGUCAAUACAGGGCUAUAUCAUGUAACAGAUCAGCUCCACAUUACAUACCAUUAGAGGAAAGGUUGGAAGGCUGCCUGUGCGACAAACGCAGUACCAAAAUGAACUAUGAAAAGAGUAAUCGCUCAUAACUGGAAAAUUGUUCUAACAAAAGCCUCAUUUACCCUCUGGCAACAUUUACAAUUAGAAUCAGUGGAUUAAUAAUUUACAUGAGGUAAUCACAGUGAAAUGCUGCUGCAAUCAAAUCAUCCUUUUCAUUAAUAUUGUAAUCUGUAUUAAAGUUAGUAAACAAAAUGUUUUCCCUUUUGUUUUGAAGGAGGAAAUAUGUGAAUUGUCUUCAUGGAAAAUUAACAAACUGAAGCGCAGAUUGGUUUUUGUUCCUCGUCUAAUAAUGCAUGUGUUUUUGGUGCAGCUGCUCUUGUCUCAGAAGUUUUGCCCUCUGUAUCCCAAAAAUGAAGAAUUGAUUCUUUUGUACUUCCAGCCCAAUGUAAGCUCUCGCCGGCGUAUUGCACUCAUAGAUCUGUGUCUCAAGAGUUUUUGUUCCUGACUUUCAGAAACACUAAAGAGGAAAAAAUAGACUGUUCAACUGCUCAUGUUUUUAACAUCUUUUUACACUUUAAAUUCGGGCUUUCUUCUCUCUGUUUCUUUCUGAGAGCCACAUUUAAUCAAUCAGUCUUUAUUAGUAUAGCCCCAGCUAACAAAAACUGUGGUAUAUCAAGACUUAAAAUAAAGCAUGUCUAGACUAGAAUCUAUCAUAUUAUUUACAAAAACUCAGCAACAAGAAAAGAUCAAAUUCGAUCUCUUCCUGUCCUGUCUUUUUUCAUGAGUCAUAUUUGGGGAUAAUUUUGCCUUUUUUUUUUUUAGAUGAAAGCUGAAGAGAAACAGGAAAUGUAGGGAGGGGAGAACAAGGGCAGACAUGAAGCAAAGGGUCAUGGUAUUGAACCAGCAGUAGGGAUGGGUGAUAUGGGCUAAAAAAUGUAUCAUGAUAAGAUUUGCCAUUCUGGCGAGAAUGAUAAAUAAUAUUAUAAUUCCAAUCUAUAUUUUUGACUUGUUUUGUCUUGAGAACAUCAGCUGGAAUAGUCAAAUAAGAUACUCAACCACAAGUUUGAGAGGUAGGUUAUGGAGAAAACUAUUGACAUCAAACAAGUCUCAAAUGUGAAAAUACUUUCAACAUUUACUGAAACUCUUGUUGCAUAGAGUGAACAGCAGCAGAUCCACUGCCCAAUGUCAGGCAUACCUGAUUGUACUCAUCUAAAUCCCAAUCUUGAGGGAAAUCCCUCAUGUGGAGCCUCAUUCAGCAACAAGCUGCCCAGAAACGUCUUCUUCAUUACCUUCAGCCAUGUUUGUUUGUUAUUCUGCUCCGUGUAGGCUAUGGCUGCGAGUCCAUUACUUGCACUUACAUCAUCAACUUGCAUUUAUCAUAUGAGAUGGUAAAUAUUUAUCAUGGAGGAUUUUUCUGAUGAUAUAUCAUGAACGAUAAUUUAGCGCCCAUCGCUAACCAGCAGCUUCUGCAAUAAAGACUGUAGCCUCUAUACAUGGGGCGCUGGACCACAGGGCCAUUAGCUCCCAAAUCAUGUCAAUACAAAUCCACCAUGAGCAGCAUUUAGGAAGUUACAGCAAGUACAUUUACACCUUGUUCAAAAAAAUACAUUAAUUGUAUUAGGUCAACUGACACUGGACUUUUAAAAUAUAUCAGAAAACAAUAAUUCCAAUAAAAGACGGUGUAAAAUACAGAGAUAAUGCAGUUGAGUAAAGUUUUCUCAUCCAUCCUAUUAAUGGCAAAGAAAAACUGUCUCUUAACAGGCAGAGACCUCGAGCAGAACUGGACUGAUGUUGCUCAUCAAUCUGCUUUGACUGUACUGAGACUGGAAAUAGGGACAGAGGAAAUGCAGAAAGACAGAAAAGGCAGACAUUGACGGCAGCAAUAACAACAACACACAACAACAGCUUAUACAGGCUUAUAGUUACAGUCCUAACAAUGAUGGUAAAAGUAUGCACACUCUUCACAAGAACAGCAAAUGAAUCUCAAUAGAUCGAUCUAAAUAUUUGUGACAGUUAAAGUCAGCUGGUCUCUCAUUAGUGCUUCUCAAAAUGAUGUUGAUUAUAGGGGUUUGAUAAUAUUAAUCAAAGCAUUCAGAGUCAAGCUAACCUAGAAUUAAUGUUACAGAAAUAAUAAUGCUGAGACUUAUACAUGGUAGCAUUAAGAGUGGCAGGUCCACAGUGGCAGGCUGUCUGUAACAAUGAUCCAGAGGAACGCACAAGACAAGGGAGCUCAGGGACCCUGAGAAAGAUCUGUGGUUAGCAACUUAAAAAGGCUGUGGAGUUUUAAAGUUAGUACCAUGCACGCAGAUAGAGGAGGGAGAGGGAAUGACAGAGAGUAACAGGAAAUUUCUCUCUAAGGUGUUUGGGGCCAAGAACAAUAACUUCAGUUUUUUAUUUUCCAAAUGUAGGGCAGCAAAAAAGUUCUGAUCAUGCAGGUCAUCAUGUUUCUAAGGCAAACAGUACUCCCAGUUUAGUUAGCUGAUUGGUUUCUCCUGGCUGAAGUGUUGAGUAUAACUGAGUGUCAUCUGCAUCACUGUGAACAUUUACUGACCUGUUAUAUCUGAUAUUACCCAGGGCAAACAUAUAUAAACUAAGUACUGAACCUUAUGGUACUCCAUGGCUAACUUUGCUGUGCGCAAAAGAGGCUGAUCUGAUAAAUAUGAUUUAAACCAAGCCAAAUCUGUCCCUGUAUAAUCCCAAUUAGCUGCUCUUGUCUCUGUAAGACAAUGUGAAGGGCAAUUAAAUUACAUGCAGUACUAAGAUCUAACAGAAGAAGUACAGAGAAAAACCUAACUGUCUGGGGCCAUAAGUUGGUCAUUUCAAAGUUUCACCAGUCCAGUCUCUGUAUUAUGGUGGACUCUAAGCUCCACUGAAAAACUCAAAUGAACUGUUUAUGAUGAAAAAGUCACUGAGACAGUUAGCCACUACUUACUCAAAUGGUAUUUAAAUAAAGGAGGUUUGAUACAGGCCUGAAGUUAGCUAUCAGACAUCUCUGAAAUCUGCAAAAAAAACUAAUCAGUUAUUUUAAGAACUCUGUCAUUUUUUGCUUUUUUAUUUACCUAUUUCUUUUCUAUAUCAAAAUAUGUUACAGGGUUAACACUUUAUUUGACGCCUUUCUCUAUAAUGCAUUAUAAAUAUAUGUAUAAUGCGUUAUAAUCACGUUAUAGCACUGUAUAACUAUAGUCAUAGUCACUCAUAAAUGAUCAUAGUGCUUUAUCAUAAUAAUCAUAACACAUUAUAAAGCAUUUUUUCAUGACUUACAAGAGCAGGUAUUAUAAUGUGUUAUAACUUUUAACAACUCACUGACAAUGCCCACAUAGAUAAUGCAAUGCAACUGUUGUUAACAGUUGUAACACAUCAUAUUACCUGACCUUGUAAGUCAUGAUGAAAUACUUACAAUGUGUUGUGAUUUAUGCCAUAAAGCAUUAUGAUCAUUUAUGAGUGUUUAUAACUAUAGUUAUACAGUGCUAUAACUGGAUUAUAUCGCAUUAUACAUAUAUUUAUGAUGCGUCAUAGAGAUAGGCAUCAAAUAAAGUGUCACCGUUAUAGGUUACCCUAAAUGCUACAAUAGAGAAUACAAAGUCUUGGACCUGAUAACGGUUUUAUUAAUGACUGGUAAACACCCUACAUGGUCAACACUUCAGUAUGUGCUCUGCCCAAGCAGUCCGGCACAUUUAAGAGGAUUUUGUUGCUUUCCUCCUAAAAAUAAGAAUAAGUUACAUGUUGUAAAGAGGACUUGCAGUCAUUUUCUUUUGCCACAACUUCCCACCACAUGCAAAUAUAUGCAAAUGCUUCUGUUGAUCUUACCAUGGCAACAUGUACGUAUGUGCAGCAGUACUUCAGCUACAAGUCAAGCAUUUAGAAAGUGUUGGCAACAAUUUGUUGCAGCCUCUAACAGCAAACCCAAGUGAGUGAUAGUGACUGAAUCACAGUUUUUCUCAGUGCAGUCGAUUCUUCUGCAGCAGAGGUCGUUACAGCUACAGCACAGAGCUCAGAUAUAUCUUAUUUUUUUUCAGUUCUGAAGUGCAUGUUUACUGCUCACUCAGCACUAACAGCUAAGGGUUUAAAAUGAGUAAUCAAUAAUCACUCCUUCCCAUGUCUUCUCUCGUUCACUAUCACUUCUGCCCUCAUAACUCUUGCUUUCCAUCCCUCUUUCACAGGUAUACUUGUCUCAAUGGGUGAGGCCCACUGAUCCAGUAAUCCCUCCACUUCCCCUCCACUUCCCUGCCCUCCUCUUUUCUUCACAACGGUGACCCUCCCUGUAAGUUAACAUGGCAUCCACCAGUAAACUAUUGGGUCUGGCUGAAAUGGGGCUGAAGUGUGACCAGGAGAUCGAGAGGCGAUACGAGAUUGUGCCGUCGGUGGUCUGCUCCAUGUGCUGCCUCUUUGGGAUCAUCUAUUGCUUCUUUGGUAAGUGAUGAUACAGUCAAAGUUUUACCCAUUAGGUUUAAACAGCUACUCUCUGAAAUAUGUCUAAAAAGUGUUCAUGCAUUAAAUGAAAGCGCUGAAAAGUAUGAUUUAAUUAAAAGCUUGAAAUUGCUCAUGUAUAAUUUCAGUAUCUGGUGUCUAUGUGUUGAAAUACAGUUUGCACUCCUGCCUCAUUAUUUGCUGUGUACAGCACCAUCACGACAGGCUAAUGUAGCUGUCACUGUGGUAAAACCAGAUAUCUGUCAACUGAAAUGGUUUCCAGUUUGGCUUAUCUUUAAAGGAGCAGUCUGACAUUUUGUGAAACAAGCUUGUUUAUUUUAUUAUUUUCUUUAAGCAGCUCUUCUUGUCUUCAACCUGCACAUUACUCUGCUGUCCAUAUCCCACCACUAUCAUCCUGAUGCUCCUUGCCUCAAAUUAAAAACCCUGCUAUUUGUUUACAAAACUCAGCUCACAACUCUCUGCCAAUGAAAGGCACCAGGUGCUCCAGUGUUUUAACAGAUUUUGAGAUCUUUAUUGGAUUUGAUAAGUGAGACUGAUUUCCAAACUCUUUGACCUUGAAAAUUAUUUGGGGGGCUUUCAACUGGACUGAUUCAUGCAUCAAAUGAAGGGUGUGCAGUGUUGAGUGCACUGGCAGGCCAUGGCAGCAGCUUACAGCAGGGUGGAAGCUCCAACUGCGGACAGAGAUUCAUUAUCAAGAUUACAGUCUUGUGUUUUUUUCACUUAAUACCCUUUGUUCACUGAAUGACUACAGUGGAAAGUGUUUUGACUGUCUUUUUCAAGAAGAAAACACUUCAGGAACUCUUCCCCUGAAACUGAUGAGGCACUUUGUGCCCAUAUUAUAACAGGACCAAAGGUCUCCAGCCAGACUCUUCUCCUUUAUAGUCCACAGUUGAUGGGAUGAAAAGCCGGAUCAGGGACACCUGCAUAUAGGGCUGGGUGAUAAAACAAUAAUGAUAUACAUCGAAAAUUGAUUUCCCUCAAUAUCAAUAUAAAACAUGGUCAAAAUCCUUUUUGAUAGUCGGCAUUCUGUCAUGUUUUGGUAGACUAUACAAAUAGCCAAUGAAAAGGGGAGUUGCUCCGGGUCCAUUUCACGCUGAACCAAUCAUGUGCUGAAUUAGAACCAAGUAGUAGACAACUGUGUAGUAGCAGGCUGCAGCUACACUCAACCAUAGCACUUUAACACGUGAAGCCGACAGCACUGUUGGUGAGAAAAAAAAGAAAACGAGUGCUACCCCCGGCAGAAAUGCACAUUGAGGGCUCUAUUUUCGUGCCUCGCUGGAGACGUGCCGCAGGCGCGGCUUAAGUCAGGUCCGCCGCGCCGACAAGGCGUUCCCAAGCACAAUUUGGUAUUUUGGUGAGCAGCGCAGCCCGGCGUAAGGUUCCCCCCUCCCUAACUCAGCUCCUCCCAGUGGCGUAAGUCGCAGCGAGGGAGGAGAAAGGGCGUGGAGUGGGUUUAACACAGCCGAGACCUGUUUUCACCAAUCACAUCAGCUCCUCUCCUUGCCUUUAAAUCCGCCACAUGCGAGGCGUAUUACAAUUUUCAUGAAGUAGUCGAAGAGAUCAAGAGAUGUCUGAAGACAGUAAUGCCACACGAUGGCGACAGAGGGCAGCUCCUCAACAAGUGUCACUGUAAGCACUGCAUUGGGCGUCCUCCACACUCUCUCAUCUGAGCACAGAUGGAUUUGAUGUGUGUAAUGUUGGACCCACUGGUAAGACAAACACCCUUUUCCACAAAUAAAGACACGCACAUAAAGUUGCCUAUAUUCAAACCUCACAUGACAAAGGUGGGUUGUGUGCACAGAUCACAUCAUAAACUCCAAAAAUGGCAUUAAAAUCUGAACCAUCUGUGCGUAAAUGACAUAGAUGUCAUAGAUGUUGGCAUAUAAAAUAAAUUUGGCCGACAAAACUGAAUAUUAUAAUAUCCGUUUGUCGGCUUAAAGUAAAUAACUCAUCUGAGCACUGAAACAAAUCAUCUGUUCAGCCGCUGCAGGACGGAGAGAGGACACGGAGACAUGUCCAGGUCGAGCUGUGCGAGUGACAAAGGCCCUCAAGAUGAUGAUAUUGAGGUCAACUAAGUCAAUUACAUGUGAAUUCAACAACUCUCACCGUCAGCCACCUGGAUCCAUGAAUUUUUGUCAUCAUAACAUUUUAACCAGCCAGCAUUCAGGGGGUUUUGUAUACUUACUCAUCAGAGUUGUGCAGCUAAGUCCUUUUCCCUUUACUAGAAUGAUUAAAAUUUCUCCUCUUAUGCUGUCUCCAAACCUCAAAGUUAACAUGCAGCCCAUAAAGUGUGCUUCAUAGGUCAUUUCAUCUGUGUAAGGAAAUUAAAUGAAGUGCCUUAAAAUGAUGUCUUUGCAUAGACACAGUUUCAUCAAAAUCUAAAAAAAACAAUUUGGAGAGAUGCCGUCAGAGUAAUCAUUGGAAAUCAUCAGAGCUGUGUAAUCCUUCAAAAAACAAAUUAGCAUAUUGAACAUGAGGUUGAACUGCAUAUUUACAGUUUAUCUCAUCAGGAAAAUGCGUAAUUUCCUAACAGCUACCUUGAGUUAUCUUAACCUACUGUGCUUUACACAUUUAAAAGCUGCUCAGGUGUGUUUUACAAUGUAAACAUCCUUUUUACCAAAGAAAAAAAAAGUAUUCAGGCACUGGUCUUAUAAUCAAAAGGGAAAAAAAAGGACGUCGGCCAGGAGCAUAAAUGACAGCCUUGAUGGAAACACCAAAGGAGGCACAUGUAGCUGUGAUAUAUUUCCUGGACGUGUUAGUGCCAGGAAAUAAUUGGAAGUGCUGAAACAUGCAGCCAAAGAGCCCUGAAAUCUCCACUGUUUAUCAUUUUUCUGUCAUUUCUAUUUCACUCGGCUCAGCUGCUGUAUGAUUUUAUUGAUUCAAGAGGAGUACAGGAGAGGUUGCUUUCUUUCAGGCUGGGUGAAUCAAUUUUAAAAUCCCAGUCCAACAGACAAGGCUACACUGUGAUAGUACUUUAGCAUUCAGUAUUAACUUUUCUUCAAUAUAAAGAUCAGACUACACCACGGUGAACUCACAGAGUUACACCAAAUCCUUAAAUCUACAUCACACUUACACACUCUCCCUAACAGAUGUCAGACUUAUUAGACCCCUGGACUCCCUGCUGGUGUUUAAAGAGAAAAGACAUCUUACUGUCUGCUGCUUAUUUAAAGACAUCCUGUUUCUGUCAUUGUAAUGCUGCAGCAGUAACAGGCAGAGAAAAGGGAGCACAGAGUUUAAUGAUGUGAAUCCCCUGUUGUUCUGGUUUUGAUUCCUCCGUGCAAACACAUUGACUCAUACUGUAUGCAAAGGUCAUUUCACUUAUUAAGACAUUUGUCCUUUGCAUGAGGCUUGAUUUCUUGACCUGUGAGUGACCGUUUUUAUUGCAUCAAACUCAUCAAAGCCUCAUCCUAAUACAUUUAGAAGUUAAGCCAUUACAGGAAUGUGUAAUCAAUGAAUAAUUAGAGAGAAAGAGAUCUGUUAUAAUGGUUGACAUGAGAGUUUAUCAUCAAGGAAUAUUUAAAUCCCCAUGAAAACGGCAAAUAAUGACAUUUAAAUCAGAAUAUUCGAUGCAGCUUUUCUACACUGGUACAAUUGAUUUUAGUGAAUUACUUAGAGAUGUCGAACAGCAAUGUUUAUUUAUUUUACUGAAGCCUCUCCAGUCGGUGUUGCAGUGAAUUUGUUUGGGUUGAGGCUUUGUAAAUUGAUAGAUUUGGGAGAACUUCAGAGACAGACCCAAGCAGCAAAGAUCAAACUGCAUGCAAAUUAAAAAGUAGUUCUUCAGUAUACAAAGUAGAAAGACUUGAAUGCUCUCCUGCUGCAUGCAGGUGAAUGCCUUGCAGUCCUCAUUAAGUUCUGUGUUACAAUUCUCAUUUUGACAGCAGAAAUAAACAUGUUUGAAGCCUGUUACAAAAGAUAGCCCUGCUCACAGUAACACAUUUCCUGCCCAUGGAAACUGUGGGGGGUGAAUAAUUUAUAACUCAUCCAUUUCGAUUACAGCAAGGCCCAGAGUUAUGCAUUAAACUAAAUAAUAAGGGGCACAGUGGCAUGAGUGACAGUCAGGCCAGGAGGCUUAAAGGUGGGGUAGGCAGGAUUCCAUUAAAGAAGCAACUUUUUUGUGGUGUAUGUACAAAAAAGCUUUUAAUAUCAGUCAAUAGGUAUUAGUUAUUGAUGACAUUUGGUAAUAUAACGAAUCAUUGCAUUUUGUCAUAUCUGUGUAGUCAACAUUUUAAAUUUUUUGAGAGGCCCGAUCUGUCUGACUGUAAACGAAGCCAUUCUCCGCCUCCCCCAACCUGACUGGUUGUAAGGUGGACGCUGCUCCCCCGUGUCGUUCACGAGCCCAAACAAAGUUAGCGUGUUACAAUAUCGGACAGUAGAAACUAACCAGAAAGUACAGAAAAUUGUCUGAAUCAUCCUUUGGCCACAACUGCCAACACAAGCAAUAAAACAAAGUAAAUACCGGAGACUGGCAGGAUGACGGGCGCUUAAAAAGGAGGUAGACCAGACAAGAGCUAAAAAGCCAGGUCAACCUCAAUGAAACAUAGGCGCUUCAGGAUCUUACAGACCCUAUAACCUUUUCUGCUGGACAGGUAAACCGCUUGAACAAAGUAAGUCCAGUGUCUGUAACUGAAGUGUUUCUUGUGAAACAAGACCUGCUGCGUGUUGUAGCGCCACUAAACUGUUGACCUCGGGUCCUGGACUAUGUCACUUUAUCCUUGUUUUGGAAGUCCUGCAAACAUUAUGUUUGCUGGUAGUCUGUUGGCAUCUACAGUAGCACCAAUGCUUUUUACUUUCAUGUUGGCUGGGCCCCAUUUGUAAUCAUCUGAAGUAUUUAUCUGGAUUAUAUCAGAAUUUAAUUGAAACGAUACGAGCGAGCAGGAGCCUGUUUGUGGGCGGGGCUUUCUGGAGCAGAGAGGGAGGGGAGAGGAGGAGCUGAGGGGAAAACUGGUUUGGAGGGAUAGUGUUUACAUUCAAGAUUUCUCCCAAAAACCGGCACUUCCUCAGAUCCUGACUACCCCACUUUCAAGGCCUGCCUUAGCUCCAUCUCUCUGCCUGACAUUUAAAAUUAGGUUGAGUCUUAAUUUCAAAUAUUUUGACCGUAAUCUUUGGGUUUUAUAAUUCCUCUAUUCUAGAAAUUGCUGGAUGAUUUUACUGAGACCACACAGUCUGUGGUUUUAGCAAUUUUGGCUGCCUGUGGACAAAGGGUUAUCUCUGUUGAUCCUCUCUGGUCCAUGUGGGAGUUUAUGUCUGUUUUUUUAUUUAAUCUUUUUUUCAACAGUAAACUUCAUCAGCCAAUGUAAGUCUUUGCUGUAGAUAAUGUCAACAAAGUCUGUUCCUACAUUACACUGUAACUCACUUUAUUUGACACCUAUCUGGUGGCAAAUAACUGUGGAGAUAAUAGGUUUUAUCCCAAAUCACCUUGUUUUGUUGCAUUUGGAGGUUACAGAAAAGCACCAGCUUUAAUAUCAGUCUGUUACAUAACCAGUUAAAAUAUUCCCACAGGAGCUGUAAAGUAAAGCAAACAGAAGCUCAACAUUCAGAUUGUUUGUGUUUUGUGCUAAUUGGCCAAACCAUAACCUUUAAUACAUCCCAUAAAAAUCACAUUCAUCAAAACUCUAAAUAUGCUGUUUACCCUGCAGACGUGAAUAUUUGUUAGUAUCUGUUCCACCAGGGGACACUGACAUCAACAUAGCAAAAAAAACAUCUGUUAAGGGAAAUGUAAUGUUACAAAACUGGGAAUAGUGCUGUCAAGAUUACAUGUAAACUGUAAAUUUUGGGGGGCUGUUUUUGGAUGAAUAUUUAUGUAAGUUGUAGCUCUGAGCAGAUUUGUUGCAUACAAAUAUGCAGACCCUGACUCAUUGGAGCAUACAAGUGCCAUUAACAUUCAUUGUAUAUGUCCUGGUAAAGCAUCAGCAGCGUCAGCUCCUGCAUCACAAACAAGUUUCCCAACAAGUUUAUUGUACAAGGUUGACAGCAUGCAGUAAGAGUCUGAACAAAUAGCUGGGUGGAUAAAAAUGUGGAAAACAUUGCUUUUGUUCAUCCUCACUGCAGGGAUGGAAGAAAAUGGCAAGUUGCCCUUGACAACGGUGUUGUAUCAGCCUUAAGAUCUCUCUUCUUUUUAUAGCAUGCUAACGGUACAAUCGUGUCAGUUAGCAAGUUAAUUAUCAUGCAAGCUAAUUAAUGUUAUCUCUAAAUGCCCAAUUAACACCAGCUCUGAGAGCCUCCAGUCAGUCAGCUCAUCAAAAGGUUGUUUGGUAUGUUUCCAAAGUAAAAUCUCAGCAAAGUGUCAAAAAACAAGGAGAAAUGGCACCAUUAUACUUCGAAAGCAUGAUCUCUUCAGUUCUUUACCAUCUGUUAUCCGUUUGUCCGUUUGUUAUCAGCAAACUUUGACAAAAAAGGAAGACAAAGAGGCUCAUUUUCACCUUCAGCACCACACUUUGCUCUAUAACCCUACAAGAUCACUUUUCUGCAAAUAAGACACAGUGCAUUCUGUUGACAUUUCACAGACACCCCACAGUCACACUUGAGAAACCCUGGAGGAAAAGCUCCUUCCUGUUGGUUUCUUACGGGUUAGAUUGAGUCCCCCUGCUGAUAGAUGCCUCGAGCUAUUGGAUUUUUAGAUGAAAGGUUAGCCGCCAUUUGUUUUCAUCAGGAAGGAUAUAGGAAGUUGCAGCAGAUAUGAUGAGUGAUGUUACAUUGAGAAGAUGGAUGAGGCCAAAUAAAAGAGAGGGGAAUAAAGGGGGGUGGGGGCUGGAUCAGUCAGAGUGAACAGAUGGGAUGGAAGGUUUGAGGGCUGGGGGAAAGUAGGGGAGGCAAUGAGGAACAAAAGAGUUGAGUAUCAGGGUAAGCAGAAGAGUGGAGCAGUAGUGGGUUAGAGUAAGGAAAUAAGGGAAGUGCACAAGGAGAGAGGAUGAGGAGCAGCUGAGGAAGAGCAGAAUGUUUCAGGCGGUAGUUUUUGAUGGCUGGAGACUAUCCAAUGUGGAAAGACAAUCUUUGUAAUUUGUGGUAGCUGUUGACAAAAUUAAUUUUCUGUCCUCAAUGUCAGAUUUGUGUUCUCUUGUGUUCGGCUGAAAGAGAUCUAGAAAGAGCUUCAUUCAUGAGGGAGGUGCAUGGACAGAGGGUUGGAUGAGAAGAAGAGUAUUGUGUGGCUCGGCUGUGCAACGCCUGAUUACACAAAGAUAACAAUCUGAUGUUGGUUCCCCUCGAGACGCAGUCCAGUCAGACGGAGACAGAAGAAAACAGAGCGAGAAAUAAGAGAAGACACAGGCAUUAAUAAACACAGAGGCAAGCUCAUGAGAUCUGAACUGUUGAUAAGUUGAAAUUCUUUGGCGGUCAGAGUAAAGCGCAUAAAAAUGGAAAUAAAGUGAUGAGAGAGGAAAACCAAGGACAAGGGGGGACAAUGCAAAGAGGGGAGAGAAAGGUGGAGGGAGAGCAGCUGUUCUGUUCAGAGAGGCUGUUGACAAAUGAAUGUGAAUGACCUUUUGUAAAACAAUGAUUAUGCACUUUAAAAAAGCUUCAUAAAGGCUCAUGGAGACUAUUUAUCCCCUCUUAGCUGGACUUGCAAUGAGGUUAUAUCUCUGCAUGUGCGGAUAAAGAGCUCCUUGACAGUUAGGGCAAAUUAAAACUAUUAAUUGUUCGGCUGUGCUUCAUUAUCCCUUCAUAUAAAACGUAAUCCUCUUUGUUUAGAUGUAAUUACACUCAUUAGUUUUCAGUGACUUAUGUUUGACUCAAAGCAACCUUUAUUGUUUCAUGAAGUAUAUGUGCUUUAUUUUUCAUUCUGAUGCCAGCAAAAGAACUCGGGACAAGAACAACAAAACACUGACAAAGCUGUGAAAUGUUUAAAAAACUAUCCCCUUACUAUCUGGGUUGAUUUCCAACAGGUUAGUAACAUGACUAGGUAUUAAAAAGGGGAUUCCUAGAGAGGCUGAUAAUGUUCCUUGGUGUAAAAUUGCAACACGAUGACAUCUUGGCUGCUGUGGGACCUUUUUGUAUAUGUUGACAUUGGCGCCCCCUGUAUACACAGUUUAUACCUGUAAUAUAUUGUCCUGUUUUUGUGGAAGUUGGAGGUUAUGGCCACAAUUGAACCAGCAAUUGCGCAGUACGUUUACAUGAGACUUGAGAAAACCGAGUUAUUGCCUUACUCUGAUUCAGACUGGACACCUGCAGUGCAUGUAAACACCUUAAUCCGACUAUAAUCGGAGUUUGAACACUUAGAUUGGAGUCGGUGAACUCCAAUUAAGACACCAAGAUAAUGCGAUUGGAAUUCAGUUUUCUCAACCUUGUAACCAGCGUAGUCGGAGUAUGCUUGAACAAUGCAUGUGCACGUGACCCCGGAACACAAACACCAGAUAAGAAGUGAUGAAAAAAGUAGCGCGUACAUUAUGUACAACAAAAACAACGCAGUACAUUGAUCCAUCUUUUUGCUUGAAAAUGCCCAGCAGCAGUUGUAGCCACUUCUGACGUCUGGCACGGACCUGCUGUUGUUGCUGACAGUUGUAUGGGGUCAACUGGAAAGAGCGCCGCUGAAAAGACCCAUAUCGCCCCCUAGUUUUGGGGAGGAGGACAUGUUCCCGUCAAUAAUUCGAUUUUCUCAGCUGCAUGUAUACGCAGACAAGGAGAGAAGUCUGAUUCGGCAAAGUAAACAAACUAUGAGCUUAGUCCGAUUAAGCUGUGCAUGUAGACGCACUGAUCAUGACGGGGACUUUAGCCUUUGUACAUGGGGCAUAACUGCUAACCACUAAGCUAGCUAGAGGUUGCAGCUAGAUUUAAAAGUAGAGUCCAGGGGCCUCAUGUAUCAAUGCUGGCGGCGCCAGAAAACCUUGCAUUCGCCAAGAUCGGCGCAAACGUCCAGAUUUAUCAUCGCGACACGAGCGUCGGUUCCAGCGCAAAUCCACGCAAAGUGAGGAGGUGGUGAAGAAGUUGGCGUUGAGCCGAUACUUGCGUUAACGGCACUUUGGCGACACUGUGUGGCGGUGUUUGGUGACUCACUAUGUGACAAGCGAGCACCACAUCCCCGUGGCCGAGCAGAACAUCGCCCCACAUGACGAACCAGCAGCAGACGGAGGGAUGCGAGCUGAUCCCUGCCGGGCCGCCGUCCUCGCGCGGGAGAAUCUCAUCACCACAAUGUGAAUGGGUAAGAAGUGAAUACACAGUUCAAUGAGCCAAAUUAAUUUAUUUUCGCCACCAGACGCUCGAGGACAUUAACGAGCUGGUCCAGCCGCUCGUUGAUCCCCGCAAUCCCCCUGAUGAUUUCUUCCUGCGAUUGCAGGACCGCCUCCGUGAGGACCCUUCCACUGCGUCCGGGUGGUCCAGCGGAACUGCGCGGCUGGUGGACGCUCCACCGCUUGUUGGCGCGCUGGUGCUGGUGCUGGUGCUGGUGCUGGUGCUGGUGCUGGAGCCGGGGGCCGGGGUGGCCCGAAUGCCGCUGGUCCUGGCCGACGACUCCGAGCCGGCGGACGGGCUGCCGCGGGCCGGGGUUCCGCAAGCCGGCGACACGGCCGACACAUUGAUUUCUGUGACACAAUAAAAAUAUUGGUUCAUUUCAAUUCCUGCUUCUGUGUAUCUAUUGCGUUUACAUCUAUGGCAAAGCAUGUGGACAUUUGUGUGACACGCCACUCACCCUCUGGCAGGCUGUCUGAGUCGCCGCGGGUAGCGGCGACAAUCCCCCCCACAGAGGCGCCCCCCAUAAUCGCCACCACCCGCUGCUCAAACGGCGUGAGGGUCUCCUCCCCCGGACCCCCACCUGUCUGGCCGGUACUCCUCUGGAGGGCAGCUGUACACCGCUUGACCUCCACCUUGAGGUCCGACCACUUUUUUUUAAUCUCCGCGGGGGUGUGUGUCUCGGAACCCACCACGUUCACCCUCUCGCAAACUUUCUCCCACUCCAAGCGUUUUCGUUUUGCACUGACACCACUGGACAGGCUGCCAAACAAUACACACUGUCGCUCCUCCACCUCGCACGCCGUAAAUUUCGUUUUUCUUGUCAUUUUGUCUGCGUACGAGGACAGGAAGACCCUAUUUAAAUAAAUCUGCACAUUUAUAGGUGGGCGUAACGGGGGCGGGCCCGGUCACUCUGACAUCUGCGCUCAAUUCCAAGCUGAUUGGGAUUUAUCAAGGAAACACACGUGGCUUUCGGCGCCCGCACACCUUGAUACAUACGAAUUUUUUUCAGCGUGACGGACCUUGCGUGCGCUCGUUUCCGGUAUGAGUCCCACGCAAGUGUUGAUACAUGAGGCCCCAGGACUCCAGGAUAUAAGGAAACUGGUCAAAUUUACAAACGGGGACAAAAAAGAUGUUUGAAUUCUCUCAACAGCUUGUUUCUAUUUUUCAGUCGCUUAUAAGUGCACAGUACAGUCCGGAUGUUUUAUUAAAAUGGGGAUCAUUAGUUACAAGGAGCCCAGCUGCACAGCAUGGAGCAGCAUUUGUAUGCUUGUGACAGCCUCACAGUGGUCUGUUCCUCUUUUCUCCUGCAGGCUAUCGAUGCUUCAAGGCCGUGUUGUUCCUCACAGGCCUCAUGUUCGGCUCCGUGGUCAUCUUCAUGCUUUGCUACAAAGAGAGGGUGAUGGACACUCAGCUCAGUGUCGAGGCAUCAGUGGGCAUUGGCUUGGGCAUCGGAACCCUGUGUGGGCUUGUGACCAUGUUGGUGCGCAGUGUGGGACUGUUUAUGGUGGGCCUGCUGUUGGGCCUGCUGGUCGGAGUGGCUUCACUGGUGGUGAGGAGACAUAUUUGAUGUACUUUCAUUUGCAAUUUUGUCCUUUCCUCUUUUUUAUUAAAGCACAUAUUUUCCCUCAUACAGCUGUUGAUUUUUAUUCAUCAGCUGACCUUUUAUAAAUCUGGCAAACUCUGCAGAAGGUGUUCAGAUAUAUUCAUUUAAACAGACUUUUCAUGAGGCACUUGAAACAUGAACUGAAAAUACCACACUGCCAAAUAAAAACUAACCCCUGUCUCUAUUUGGAAGGUAAUGGAGGAGUUCUACCAUCCACGGACAGUGUGGGUUCCCCUGGGUAUCCUCCUAGGCUCUGGGACUUUGUUUGCUGUCCUCACCCUUCAGUGGCAGCGCUGCUUUGUCACCUUCUCCACUGCCACAUUCGGCUCUGCCAUUAUUACCGUCACCGUGGAUUACUUUAUAGAGCUGUUUGCCUUGGUACACUACGUCUACGAGAGACUCAGGGUAGGCCUGUUUGUGUGUUUGGGUGUGAGUGUUUUUUUUUUUUCUUUUGGUGCUUUUUUCUGUAUUUUUGACAGGUCAUGUAUACAGCACCAGUGGGAUUCAAUAUCAAGUUGUUUGCCUCGGUCAGCAGCUUGCUUUUGUGUAUGUUUGCAAUUGAGCAGGAGUCCAGCCGCCAGUUUGAAGGCUUACAAAUGAGAUCUGUGAAAUGGAGUUCAGUUUACAAAAGCUGUCUUUCCUGAGUCUGCAGGUUGGAAUUAUGAGGAGGUUAAAGGGAUAUUCCAGCGUAAAUUUAAGUUAUGGUCAAACACACCGUAACACCAAGUUAGACACCCCCUCGAGAGAUGAAUGUUGCUGACCGCUUGAUUCUCUAGUUCCAACAACUUCAGCAACGACCGCACAAUAGCAAUGCACAGUGGUCUACGUCUCCACAUGCAAACCUCAACCAAAAAGCCACUCUAUAGAUACAAGUAAUGCUCAGAACAGCACCUAACUUCAUCAACAGUAUAUAUAGGGUCCCAGCCAUAGCACUAGCCAUCAAACAUCUUUUUAACUUUGCCUGACUUCUUUAGCAAAGGGACUAAACACAACUCACCCAUUCUCCUCCAGCAGCCGCUUGUUUGUGGAGGAGCCCUGACGAGUCGAUCACCGCAGCGGAUCAUUUCUUUGAAUAAUCAUCAUAAUAAUCAUUUUGCACUGCAGACACGGUAGUUCUUCUGCCUUAGUGUCUUGUUCUGAUUGCAUUUCCAUGAAGUAAUGAUCAUAAAUGUUCUUCCUUGAGCUGCGAAACUCUGCUGUUCGAUGGCUAGUACUAUGGACCUUGAAAGAUGUUGUAACUUAAAUUUACGCCGGAAUAUCCCUUUAAAUGAAUACUUCAUUAAUACUUGAUUCUGACAGGGAGGUCUGUGCAUUUAUAGGCAAUGUGGAUAAAACUUCAGCUUGAGCAUAUUUUGACAAGUGACAGAAAGUAAGACAGUCAUUUUAUGGAUUCAGUUUAAAAGCAGUUAAAACUAUCCAGAGGUAUUUAACUCAUGGAAUAAAAUUGCUCAAAAGUCAAAGCACGUCAUCGCACUCAGUUAAUGCAGUAUGAUCAUAAAACAGUCCUGCACAAACUACAGUCACUGUGGAGGAAGACAGAGCUACCCCUGUCUUCAAAGUUUAUGCUAUUGGAAUCUCUUUUGCUAAAAUAUCAGCCCAUCUGUCUCUGGAUGAUGACUCAUAUCACCCAAAUGCUGGCAUGAACAUCAGAAGUUUCAUAAAGUACCUCACGAUCACUCAGAAAUGGUGGCCAGACAGACGGUGAGCAAUCAGCUCCGCUCCUGAUUUCACUGCUGAAGUCCUUCUGUCAAAGUCAAAAAGGUAAUCAGUCAGUUUGAGGAGGAAAAACUUCCAGAGAGUGUAUGUUUUUUACUUGGACAUGAGUUUUACUCCUUUGAGUCUGAUUUAUAUAGAUGGGUGCAUUUAAGUUUGUCCAUUUGCUGCUCUUAGUCAAUCAAGUCAAUCUUUUUGUCAACCAUUAUCACACCCAUGACACUUUACAGGUACUUGUUUCCAUGUGACUGAUAUAACAGAGGUAAUCUUUGCAGGUGGCACCCAAGCGGCCUGUGUGCUGGUUUACCUGGGUCAUCUUGGGGGUGUGGCCUGUCCUGGCUUUACUGGGAGUGCUGAUCCAGUGGAAGGUCACAGCAGAGGGAUUUUCUCACACAGAAGGUGAGUGAUGCUGCUUCACACGCACAGGCAGACUUUUAAUAAUAGGUUUAAAGUCUGACUUUCCACACAGGUGUUGUAGGAAAAGCAAUUUUACUGCUUUACAGCAGGAUGUAUUUAGAUUUUAUAGAGAUGUAAAGGGCUGUAUAAUCAAGAUACAGUGGCUCAUUGUGUAAUUAAACCUGAAAGACAGAGAAUUAAAAUGAUUUACAUGCUCUUUGAAGUUCGAACAUGAUAAAACACCAAAGCACAACGCUGUUUUUCUAAAAAAGAGACUUCAUUCUGAGAUAUUGAGCUAUUUAUAUUACCUCUGAGUUAAUCAUGAUCUCUAAAAAAAGAAAAUAUAAGCAGUGAAAUAAAAAUUUAACAACCAGCCUCAAACUGAACUCUGCAGUCUUUGCAGGUGAGUGUUGAGGUCAGGUGAUGUGGAGAGGCAGGUCUCCAGCAAGUUUAGACAAUCCAUAAAAAUUCAGGACCCUUUGUGAUGGAGAAAUGUCUGAGCGAAGGGACGGAGAUGAAAAGUGUGUCCUUGUGAUAUGUCAAACACACACGCGCACACACAAAGAGGAAAAAACUUUGAUCGUUUCUCAAAGAUUUUCAUCAAAUCUAAACGAAUAAACAUCUCAUGUAUAAACAGUUACCUGCACCGAGGCUGUCCACUUUGUGCUGAAUAGAGCUAAAGCCAGACACAGCCGCUGCUCCUACCUGUAAGUGUGAGUGAUGGAUGAGCUCUGAAACAGCUGAAUCAAGUGAGAGUGCGCUCUCCUCACCGUGUCUGCUCAAACUUUAUGGUAAUAAGAGCCACAGCCCCACAGCCACAGGCUGUAGUCAAGGCCAGUGCAGACUUGUUAGAAAAUGUUUAAAAAUAUGUUUGAUCAAGCUAAAAUCACACAUUUGUUCAGGCAGGGAGGAAUAAUCUGCAGGGUCUGUUUUUCAGCCUUAAUAUUGGAGUGUGGAUCACAGAUAAGAAUCAGCUUAUGUCAUGCACCUCGAAGCCAUGUAACAGAAUUUAUCACAAAUAUCACCCAUCUCCAUGGCAGCGGCUGUGCACUGAAGGAGGGCUGUUGCUGUUAUAUUCACACUAUAGAAGGUGUUUAAGUCGCACAUGCUGGAAGUGUGCUGUACAGCUGCACUGAACCCAGAUUAGGCUUUUAAAUGUGCAGCUUUUCAGCAAAAUCACAUGUUAGUUUUUAUUCAGUUUAAUCACUUUUGUCAGUAUGUCAUGAUGAGGCUGUCAGUAUCAGUCUGACAAAGGUAACUACAGGCUGGUCCUAUUUAAUGAGGAAUAACAAAUUGAUGAUUGCAGUGUAUGUGCUGUGCAUGUGCGUGUGUGUAUGUCUGUGUCUUUCUGUGUGUGUCUGUGGGUGUGUGGGAGGUUCUGAGACAGCAACAUGAGUGUAGUCAGCAGAAUGUGAUAUUGAUGGAAACAGCCUUUUCUGAGCGCAGGCACAACACAGAUGGCUAGAACACGCAAACACACACACACACACACACACACACACACACUGGGGGCACACAGUUUAAAUGCAGUACACAAACACCAUCACAACCCCACAAACACAGACAGCCAUACACCAGGGUAGAGUUUCUCUCCUACAUCCUAACUACAGGCGGACUAAAACACCCACACUCAUUCAUUUGCACAAGCAUACACACAUUAAGUCUUACAUUUGAUCUUUGCUGGCGUGUGAUGUGCAGAGUUAUACUGUCUUAGAAGAAGUCACACAUGGCCUCAAAUAAUGGGAUUAAACAGCCAGCUGCCGUGGCUUCCAGUCAGAGGGUGUAGGCAAAGAGAUAGAGGAAGCUUUUCAGCACUAUUUUAAAAAAUGUACAAUUGCUUGUGUGGGAGAGAGACCUAGAAAUGGAUAGACAUGAAGGAGGAACAGGCGAGCAGAAAACUGCUUUAAGUGGAAGAGUCAGUCCCCCAAAAUUCUGGAGACUUUACUGUCUUUACAAAAAAGAAGACCUGUUUAAAAACCUUAAGCUGUCACAGUGUAGCCACAAGAUUAGAAAAUAAUAUAUUUAUACUAUAUAUGCGUUAUAGUACCAGAAAGGACAUUGAUCUCCCCACUGAGUUAUGGAUGCUAUAACAUAACACAUACAGGAAAUGCACAAACAAGGAUUUUUAUUUUUAUGGCACUGAUGGAGGGAUAUCAGGCUGGGUAGCAAAGAUCCCUGAGGAUGAGACAGUCCAAAAAAGAACAGCUCCUUGUGACAGUUCAAAGACGUGUGUUUGCAAUAUAUAUUUUUUUCUAACAGUUCCUCUUCUAUUCUGCUAAAAUGGUGAAGAAUUCUGCUGGAAUUGCAAUAAACCAUCUUUCCAGGAUCAGGCAAAACCACAUAGACAUAAAUCAGCAUGAUAAGAAUGAACUAUAAUGUUUAUUAUUUUCCUGGUUUGACGGUUGAUGUAUUUGUGAAAGUGGAGGCGGCAGUCUAUAAGAUCUAUACUGCAGUCAAACAACAGAGGGAGCUCUAGUUCUUUGGCUUCACAGUCAAUGAGUACUUAUAGCAUUAAUUUUAACUUUACAGUCUAUGACAGACACAUAGUGUAAACAAGCCUAGCUUUGUGGCCAUUAAGUCUUUUCUCUGGCUUCCCUCUGUUUGAUGGCCGGCUGCAAUCACAGAUUGUAUUGUUCAUAGAUGUAGUCUCAGUCACUCAUUUCCUUCUGAAGCAAAGCAUGGCGCCUGUAAGUAGCAGGCGCCAUAUUGGAAAUUCUGGCUCAACCGAACUUUCAGCCAGCCUAUCAUGAGGCAGUUGGUGUGCCCCCCUCGCCAGUCUCUGAUGUCUUCAAAAUUGAUGUUUAAUAAAAAAGAAAUUCACACCCUGUGCAUGUGCACCAUUUUUUUCUUAACCAUGCAGCAAAAGGUUUAUCUUUGCUCUAAAGAUGUGCUUUUUUGAAUGAGUGUGUAUGCAGUUUCUGGAGCUUUUGCUGUCAGCCUCAAGUGGACUCCCAGGGAAGUGCAGUUUUUAGCACUUAAAUGUCAUCCUUCAUGUCAAAAAUGUAACGUUACAGAGAGCAAAAGAAAAAAAAAAAACAGGGAAAAAUGAUUUUAUUCUGUAUCAACAUCUGUGUUGCAUUCACCGCUCCUUACCACAGACACAGCCUGUGAUCAGGAGUAUAGAUUGGGGAAAGAAGUCAGAAUGUUAAUAUGCUUCCUGCAGCUUUGAGAUAAGAGUCAGGCCAGCUCGGGUCAUCACUGCACUGGUCAGAAACCUAUUUUAUUGUACUAAGACUGCAUGGAAUCAUAAAUGAAGUUUUAAUAACCUUGUUCCUUGCUGUCAGAGUUUGUCUGUGGUCUUUAUGCUGCUAAAUACAAUCUUUGUGGCUACAGGCCCUGAACUGGCAGAGAACAGCGAAUGGGGAAAGAAAAAAGGCAAACAGAGGGAGCAGGGGAACUGGGGGAAGGGUGAUUAACUGGGGCACACUGGGAAAGAGGGGCAGCCAAGUGGAGCAGUGAGGAAAACCAUCCGUCUGUCAGCUGAUUGAAUGGCAUGAAUGAAUUAGCUUGCAUGUGUUUGCUUUGUAUUUUUUUGAAGCAUUUGAGGACGAAGAUUAAACGUAUACAAACACAGAUGUUUCUGUUCCUUCUGCACCAUCAAAAUCGUUAUUUUUCACCAGAAUUCAUCAGCCUUACAUGAACUGAACUGUAGUUUUGAAAAAAAAAAAAAGAAAAAAAGCGUCCUCACUUCCAAGGUCUUAAUCCCACCAAUGUCCUCAUAAAGAUAGAUAUUUAAGUAUUCAUACACACACACACAGAGUAGCAUGUCGCCAAAGAGGCCUGCAGUGGGGUGAGCUGAGGAAAAGAAAAGGGGGGUAUCAUUAAGCAGUUUCCCUGGCAGAUGGUGCCUCGUUAGCUGUCCGCCUGCACAAAGAAACAACAAUAGACCUCAUAACACUUCCACACCCACCCACACACACAUACAUCCACACAGGAGCUGUGACGCAUGCAGUACAUCAUGUGUUGGUGGAGUUCAGCAGGGUCCUCGUGCUUGCUGAUAUAGUUUGACCUGACACACUGAACAUGAAACACCAUCCAAUCAAAGCGCUGACAAACUAAAAUAACACAUGUAAUUAAUGGACAGCAGGACAGGAUAGGUUUUGGACCUCCUUUGCUGGGGUGGGUGUGAAAAUAACACAAACACAGUCAACCCACUCACAAUAUGUUUGGAGACUAGGCAGCUCUGUCUGAGUACUGCUAUCCAACUGAGUAAAAUGAGGAAACUCAGGACAUAGACAUGUGGAUUUUGCUUCCUUUGCUUUCUUUUAAAGCCUGUCCUUACAAUAAACUCAACAAGGAUAGCUUCACAUCAGCCUUUAGGUGCUAAUUAAAAUAUUUCCAAAAAUCUGAUCGAAGGUUUCUCUUGUUCUUGUCAGUUUGAAUGACUCUCAAAGUUUCCUUUCCUGCUCACAAGCCAUUAACCUGACAGCUGUAUUUUUCUUAAUCCUCGUUAUUAUCCUUUCCCUUCACUUUCUUUCGUCUUUUUCACACUAUUACAUCUCCGGUCUCUUCCCUCCAGUGGUUCUAAGCCGUCAGCAACGGAGGGUCCAGCUCAUGCGAAUCAAACAGCGAGAAGAGAGGCUGAAAAAAGAGAAAGAGAACAAGAAGAAGAAAAAAGGGCAAAACCAGAAGAGCAGCCACAAGCCGAAAUCCCACACCCAUCAUCACCACCACCACCAGCAGUACCACCACCCAGUGGCAUCCCACCCUCACCACCAAGCCCAAAGCUCUCAGCCUCCCAAAGUCCCUCCUCCCCAGACUGAGCCUGGGUACCACCGGAAGUCCAACCCCAAGAGGCGCUUUGAUGGAGACGUACUGUCACCGGUAAGAAGAAGGAUCAUAUUGUAACUUGUAUUUUUAUGUAGUUUUUACAAUCGAUAGAGAAAAAAAAUCUUUUCUAUUAUUUGCAACAGGCUAAUUUCCUAAAAGAAAAAAAAUUUCCCAAUAUGAAAGAAUAUACUGUACAAACUGUAUACAACUCUUCAUAAUACACAGGGAUUUAAUACAACAGAAUAUGGUACAGUUUUAAUUACCAGGGAUGUAUUGCAAUGCCAUCCGGUACAUGUAGGGGUAUGAGUAUGGUUUUUUAUGACAGGGUUUUGAUCCCCGCAACACAAUACAAUAGGAUGCGAAAUGAUAUGAUAGGAUAUGAUAUGAAACGAUACGAUACAAUGGAUAAUGAAACUAAUCAAUAUACUCGAUACAAAACAAUAUGAUACAGAGCAAUACGAUAUGGUGCGAUACGGUACAUAUGAAAUGAUACAAUACAAAACACUACAAUAAGGUACAAUUGGAUAUGAUACAAUACGACAAGUUAUGAAGCAAAAUGAUACAGUACGGUAAUAUGAUACGAUUGGAUAUGAUAUGAAAUGAUACAAGACAAUACUUUGUGAUAUACUAUAAAAGGAUGCUUUACAUGUGAUGAGAUUUGAAACAAUAUGAUAAGACAUGAUUCAAAAUGCUAUGAUACAAUGUGAUAUGAUUUGCUAUGGUCAGAUACAAGACAAAUAGAUAUGAUCAGGAACAAUCUAAUACAAUCUGCUAUAAUAAAAUACAGAAUCAUGCAAUAUGAUAUGACACAAUACCGUGCUUGAUGACAUAUAAUAUGAUUCACCUCACUGUCUCAACAGGAAGAUUCAUUUUCAACUCAAGUGUUUUUAACUUUGAUAUCAAACUGCCUCCUGUAGAUUCUCAUAUCAGCAAAUAAAAUAUAAGUUAAAACAACAAACCCAUGUGUAAAAAGAGAAGCACAUACACCAUAUAUUGCACUUUGUACAUAUAACACAACAUAAAAAGUAAAAGGGAACAAUAAAACACUGUAAGUGUUGCUGCACAAAACCUACAGCCUCAAGACAUGAUAUGUCAGUCAGAGGCCAGAGAUUUGAUAACAAACUAGCUUAGCUCUCCAGGUAGACUUGUAGCAAUUAGCCCAGAACAUAGACUUGGACAUAACUGUUGAUUUCUCUGAAUGAGGAUGUGUAGUAAAUCAGCGCUCCCAGCCAGCAAAGAGCCCCCGAAAACCUGAAGCAUAACUAACAAACUGUUGUUAUUCAUUUAUUCUUUAGCUUUAAAGUAUUAACUUUCCAGGUCUUACCUGCUGAGUUCUGGGAGGUUGAUGUUGUGUGCUCUGGACAAAGCCAGGCUAGUAUACUUUCAAGUAUCAAUCAGUUACCAAUCUCUGUGCUAAGCUAUGCUCGUAAUCUGCUUACUUGUUUGGAAACUGGUGUUGUUCUUAUUCUGGAUUCAGAAAAAGCAAAUAAGUACAGCCAAGCACAUGGUUUAGCUAUGUCUUUUACAUCGCUGUAAGAGUGAGUCAUGAGGUCACAUCUGUCACAUAUUCUGAACUGAACCCUUUAUUAUCUGUCCAUUCACAGAGCUACAUCAGGAGCUUCAGGGACAGACAAACCGAUAGACGAGCGUACUCCCACAGUCAAAUGAUGAGCCGCUCCCGGAUGGGUGAACUUGACUAUGACUGCGGCUCUCAAGUGCCCCUUACAGCUCCCAGUGGGCCCCCAGUCCGUAUCUGAGGCAGCAAAAUGCACACAUGCCAACUGAACGACACACAAAAUCACACAAGGAUACUGAAACCUUUUUUGACUCUGUUAAGAGUUUGGAAAGUUGACUUUGACUGUGCCAUUGUCCAACUGCCUGGCAACCAACUGAAACUCACUAUGCCUCCAAGGUGGUUCCUCCUGGUCCUGAACUGAUUUGUGUUCAUUCCACUUCUGUUCAGUAUGAAUGUCAAGACUCAAGAGAAGAUCUUUUCCUUGCUGCUAGAGCGAGAAGUAGCUACUGUUGAAGAGGAUGUAGUUGGAUCUUAGACACCAUGAGUCAUCUCAGACUGUAUUUGACGUCAAGGCGCCUGUGUAAUUACUCACAGGGCUAUCCAGUCAGGGGUUCAUUGAAAUGUCUCUUUUGAACAUUUAAAUUAAAUAAAUUCUGGUCGCUUCGAGCCAUAAGAAGCAAUUUCCCAAGAAACUGCAGUGAGGAAGGAUCAAAACACUCCACACCAUUUCAAAAUGCAACUUACAUGGUGUCAAGGUAGCACUGCCUUCAAAUAAAGCUGGAAAACACCUUUACUACCUAAUCUGAACAAUUUUCCUCAAGGAUUUUAUUAAGAGAGGAGAACUGGCAAAAACACAGCUGACACUGCAACAGAAAGGCAGCUCUGCACCAUCAUCUCCUCAGCCCGAAAGUCAGUGCAUGAAGUCAGGUGUUCAGAAAGUCAUCAUCUUCAGAGAAGUCUGACAUUACUCCAGGAUAUAUGACAGGGACUUUUUCCACGGUUGAAGUGAAUCAAACGGUUUUCACUGAAGACAGUUUAAACAUUUCUCCACAGCAAACUCUCCACACGUCAUUGCCUACAGUCUCCACUUACCUCUCAUCACUGUCCUCCGCCCUCAGGUGGCGUUUGUCUUAACCAUGGACCUGGGCUGAAGAAGACACAUCUUCGCCUCCCCUCUCCUUAUUUUCUUGAAUUUCAAUCAUUACAAACUCCUGUUGGUCAUCCAGUCCGCUGACAUGUCCUUCUUCCCCUUCCUUGUUAUCCUAAAGCCAAUUUUUAAUUUCUUUGAUCAAAAAAAGAUAAACUGCUCUCCGCUCCUGCUUACUGUGGACUUUGAUGGAUGAGCUUUUUUUAUUGGUUUGGAGGGGACCACACAUGGCAGAAAAAAAAGUCAAAUAUAGUGUGUUUGCACGUGCCAGUGGACACACUGGCCCUCUGGCAAGUGAUGGAUCGUACCAAAUGUUGGCUAAGGAGAGGGGGGUUUAUUUUAAUGUGUGCAGAACCUGCUGUAUCCCUCUUCUCUGCCAGUAUGGUGGCCUGGUAAAAAAUGUGAAUCCUAGUCUGAAUGAAACAAAACAUGAUGAAAAGAAAGAGGAGUGAUGUUAAGAAAGUGAUGUGUAAAUGUUAAGACAUGGUGAGAAGCUGAAAGCAUUUGCAAAUGGCACCCUCUAAUGUUUACUACUGGACCUUGUUUUUCUAGACUUCCUGUUGACGUGUGCAUAUGUUUGUGUGUACAUGCAUUUGCCUGUGAUUUGCUUUCCAGUUCAAACAUUUCAAUUGUUACACUCAGCAUCCAGAGAGAUGAAGGGGUUAAAUUUGUUCAGUACAAGUGAAUUUUUUUGUUGUUUUGUUUUAUUUGAGCCUCUUUAUACUGUAGUUCCUCACCAUUACCACUACCAAUAUUACAGUAACCGCUCACGUAAAAUGUCACAAAUCAAUGAUCUAUUGACUUGGUUUAAUACGAUCUAUCUGAUUAUUAGAUCUUUUUUAUUUGAAUAAAUCAAAAGUACCACAUUCCUGUACUUCCACACCUGAUGGGAUGUGAUCAACUUGCCUCUGAAGGACCAAUCAUUGCUUACACAACCCAUUAUUGCAUGAGAAUCCUUGUGUAAUUGUUUCCAGUGUGUCAGUGUUUCAGUGUUUCAUAGUUGUCAUGUAAAAAAAACUCAGAUCUGCUGGUUUAUUCUGUUGGUCCCAGGGUGCAGAAAACACAAUCAAAACUGUGAGAGUACACGAUUCUGAAGAAAGACAUGUUUCCAUUUCACUGUAUGUGGCAGAGGAACAUGAAAAUCUCAUUGUUAACAGUGGCCUCAGUGCAGUUUGUAACAUUUCUCGUACAACAUUGUGUGAAUCUUGUAAGGACUAACUCUGAUCUGUUCUGCCACAGGGAACUGAUCCAACUCUCUGUUUUCUUGUUUUUCUCUUUUCUCUCUCUGUUUACAUCAUCCAGGUAAAGGGCUUUGAAAAAGCAUUUGAAUCAUUACCCCACUUGUUAAAAUGCAUCAAGCUGAGGCACCCUCUGUUUUUCUGUCAAUGUUAUUGCAGUUUACUUCUCAGCAGCAAGUGUUAUUAGGGGUUUUCUUCACUCUUCAGUCCUGUUUUUGUUCUGUUUUUUUGUGGGUUUGCUGCACUAACAAUGAUACACUUUGUUUAUCUAGUGGACACUGAAUCAAACCCAUCAGGACUGAAGGAAUAAAAUCGCGCAGCUAUGAAAUUAAACAGAUAAAUCAAAUGAAACACUCUGAAAUGAAAUGUAUUUUGUUGAAUUAGGCGAUAAAUGUAUGCAAUAACAGUGUGUGAUAGAAUUUAGCUGUGAUUAACAGAUGUCAAAGAUUCAGCACAGGUUUUAUUCUAGUUGUUUCAAUUUGCAAACACAAAAUUCAACAAAGUAGAGAUAUGAAACCCCAGCCAUCCUUGUUUGUGAGUUUGGGACCAAAUACACGAGUCGUAUGAGUUUUAUUCCUAUUUUUUCUAAGAGCAUCGUCUCUGCUGAGUAUAUGUUGGGUUAGAGUUGUAAAUACUGGACUGUAAAUACUUUUGAAAUGUACAAAUGCUUUGUUUCAUGUUUACACCAUGAUCGCUCAUGUACUUUGUCCAGCUGAUUGUUUUCUAAUGAUUUAGAGCUGUUUUAUAUUCGGUUACCCUUGUAUGUUAACGUAAUUUAAUUUUGUCUGGGUGGUGGAAGCACUUUUAUUCUUCUUAACCUUCAACAUGUGAUGUUGAACAAACUGAGCCUUCAUUUCUCUUCACUAAUUUAAGAACUUACACUUUUAACUGGCAUUUAAUUUCCCAACCACCCUGUUUAAAUGUCUGCAAAUAAUUUUAUUAUUAUUAUUAUCAUUAUUAUUAUUAUUAUUGAGCAUGAAUUUAUAUGGACCUAAAAUAUGAUAAACAUUGUGAUUCUA